CCCUCCCAUUCGGUGACAGCUCCCUCCCUGUCUGCUCACCUGGGUGUGAGCUCACAUCGUGGCAGAAGAUGUCCUGCCAAUAAUGAGCUUACAAGAUGAUGUUCAGUGUGGAGGACACGGCUGAGAAGUGACGGAGGGCAGGAUGUUGCCCCCCCCUACUUUGAUCAGAGCAUGGGGGCUCAAAGAAUGAUAUCUAUUUGUACCAAUUCCAGCUCCUGAGCACCAUGGAGCCAAGAGAUGCCCAGUUUUCCAAAGCCAGCCACCUGAUGGCAGAUGGAGAGGCUGGCAUGGCAGGAGAGGAGGGGCCCGUGAUGCUCUGUGCACACAGCUCAUCUCCAGGAUCUAAUCAGCAUCCUGUUGUCUCUGGACCUUUCAAGCAUCCUUCUGUAUCCAGCCAGCAUCUUCGUUUAUCCAGUCCCAGCCAGCAUCCUUCUGCCCCCAGUCCCAGCCAGAAUAGUUCUAGCCCUGGAUCCAGCCAGCCUUCUCCAGCCACUGGAACUAGUCAGCAGUAUCCAGCCCCUGGACCCAGCCAGCAUCCGACUGCCUCCGGUCACAGUCACUACAGUUCUGAUCCUGGACCUAGCCAGCAUCCUACGGCCACUACAUCAAGCCAAUAUUUUACGGUGCCUGGGCAUAACCAGCAUCUCUCCAUCACUGGGGCUAGUCAAUAUGCAGCUGCCCCCAUAUUUAAUCAGAAGCAACUCAAACCAGGGCACAACCACUCUCCUGUAAAUCCUGGACCUGCACCACCUGUCCAUAACCAGACAUCUCAACCAGAACAAAUCCAGGUUCUGACCUCAGAUUCCAGCCAAUAUGGUCCUGCCACUGAACUCAACAAACCCCCUGCUCUUGAACCAGGUGUGUGUCCAACUCUGCCACUCUACCAACCAAAUAAUUUAGUACAAAAUCAGACUCCACUACCACAGCAUGUUCCUGAAAUUGGAUGCAUCCACAUUCCCUCCCCAAAGCAAAACCUGUCUCCUAGCACAACAAUCAAUCAAUCUCAAGACUUGCAAUUCAUCAAGACUCCUCCACCAGGAUCGGUCCAGGCUCCUGUACAAAACUGUAGCCCAAAUCAAGUUUCCAGACCCAGGCUGCCUCCAAGUCAACCAUCCAACAAGCCUCCUGGUCUAACACCGAGACAAUCACCUGCUUCAGAAUCCAAAUUGCCUCCCUCCUCAGGAUCAAUUCAAUUGUUUAACCCUAAUAACCAGACUCCAAUCCAGGCAACUAAUCAGGCUACUUCUGAGAGAGCCAGCCAGAAUUCAGCCAAUGGAUUAAACCAGCCCCCCUCCACAGGCUCAACUCAGCUUUAUGGUCCAAGACCAAAAGUACUAAACCAGGCUUUUGCCACCGCAACCAAUCAGACUCUUGUAGCACCCGUAUCCCACCAAACUCCUGCAUCUGGACCGAAGCAGGCACCUCUGGCGCCCAGACUUCCCCAAUCUGCUGUUGUCACUGCACAAAACCAGACGUCUGCCUCCAGAUUCAACUUAACUAUUGUCCCUGAAUCCAAUCAGUCUGUUCCUGGAGCCGGCAUGUUUCCUGCUUCAAUCCCCAAUGAGAUUUUUGCGACUGACAUAAACCACACGCUGGUUAGUGGACCUGGCCAGACUCCCAUCCCUGCAUCCUAUAUGUUUACUGGUCCUGGACCCAGCCAGGUUCUUGACACAAGACCCAACCAGUCCCCUGCACCCACGCCCAACCAAUCCAUAGUCCCUAGCAUUAAACAGUCUGCCACCCCUGGAUCUAACCUGUCUCCUGUCCCCACAGCCACUCAGAGUGCUGUCCUUGGGCCAAAUCAGUCUGCUGUCCUCGCACCCAGCCAAAUUCCUUCCUCUGGGCCCAAUCAGCCUCCCACUGAUGGAUCUAAUCACUCUCCUGCCAAUGGAUCCACACAUUCUUCUUCUGCUGGAUCCAAUCAGUCUCCUACCCCUGUAUCAAAUCAGUCUCCCACCUCUGUUUCCAAUCAAUCACCUGCCCCUGGAUCCAGUCAAAAUGCCCUUCCUGGAUCCAAACUUUCUCCUGCUCCUGGAACUAUCAAGUGUCCUGUUUCUGAACCCAGCCAGACAGGGUCCAAUCAGUCCCCAGCUGCAGAGUCCAACCAGAGUCCCACUCCUGGUCAGUUUCCAGACCCAGGACUCAGUCAAACUACAGACCCUGGACUAAGCCCCCUGAUUCCCAAGUCAGACGCUCCUGAACAGAGUGACACAGAGUAUCAUGGAACUUUCAUGCAGCGUCAAUUUGGGGCCUUCUUACAGCCAGCUGUAAAUAAAUUUUCACUGCGGAUGUUUGGGAGUCACAAGGCUGUAGAGAUUGAGCAGCAAAGAGUAAAAUCUGCUGGGUUCUGGAUUAUUCACCCUUACAGUGACUUCAGGUGGGUAGUUGGCAUAUUGAGGAGAGAGGAUUCUCUCAUCUAUUAAAAAUGCAUGUGUAACACUGUUCAUUUGUGAAUCACACAAUACUCUAUGCUCCACUUUGUGCAGCAUUUGCUGGUCCACCAUACCCUGCUCCUCUUUGUGCAACACUCUCUACUACCCUCUGUACCAUGCCCCCUGCUCCUUUAUACAAUAUCCUACUACCCUCUGUACCAUGCCCCCUGCUCCUCUUUGUGCAACACUCUCUACUACCCUCUGUACCAUGCCCCUGCUCCUUUAUACAAUACCCUACUACCCUCUGCACCAUGCUCCCUGCUCCUCUUUCUGCAACACUCUCUGCUACCUUCUGUACCAUGCCCCCUGCUCCUAUUUGUGCAACACUCUCUGCUACCCUCUGUACUAUGCCCCCUGCUCUUUUAUACAAUACCCUAUUACCGUCUGUACCAUGCCCCCUGCUCCCUUUAUAUAAUACCAUACUACCCUCUGUACCAUGCCCCCUGCUCCCUUUAUACAAUACUCUACUACCGUCUGUACCAUGUACCCUGCUCCCUUUGUACAAUAUUCUACUACCCUCUGUACCAUGCCCCCUGCUCCCUUUAUACAAUACUCUACUACCCUCUGUACCAUGCUGCCCCUUUCAACCUUUAUACAAUACUCUGCUACCAUCUGUACCAUGCCCUCUUUAUUCAAUACUCUACUACCCUCUGUACCAUGCCCCCUGCUCCCUUUAUAUAAUAUAUUGCUACCCUCUGUACCAUGCCCCCUGCUCCCUUUAUACAAUACUCUACUACCGUCUGUACCAUGUCCCCUGCUCCCUUUGUACAAUACUCUACUACCCUCUGUACCAUGCCCCCUGCUCCCUUUAUACAAUACUCUACUACCCUCUGUACCAUGCUGCCCCUUUCAACCUUUAUACAAUACUCUGCUACCAUCUGUACCAUGCUCUCUUUAUUCAAUACUCUACUACCCCCUGUACCAUGCCCCCUGCUCUUUUUAUACAGUACUCUGCUACCCUCUGUACCAUGCCCCAAGCUCUCUUUAUAUAAUACUCUACUACCCUCUGUAUCAUGCCCCCUGCUCCUUUUAUACAAUACUGUACUACCCUCUGCACCAUGCCCCCUGCUCCCUUUAUACAAUACUCUACUACCAUCUGUACCAUGCCCCCUGCUCCCUUUAUACAAUACUCUACUACCGUCUGUACCAUGUCCCCUGCUCCCUUUGUACAAUACUCUACUACCCUCUGUACCAUGCCCCCUGCUCCCUUUAUACAAUAAUCUACUACCCUCUGUACUAUGCUGCCCCUUUCAACCUUUAUACAAUACUCUGCUACCAUCUGUACCAUGCCCUCUUUAUUCAAUACUCUACUACCCUCUGUACCAUGCCCCCUGCUCCCUUUAUACAAUACUUUACUACCCUCUGCUCCCUUUAUAUAAUAUAUUGCUACCCUCUGUACCAUGCCCCCUGCUCUUUUUAUACAGUACUCUGCUACCCUCUGUACCAUACCCCAAGCUCCCUUCAUAUAAUAUUCUACUACCGUCUGUAUCAUGCACCCUGCUCCCUUUAUACAAUACUCUAUGUAGCGGAUGGCAUUGGGCUGUCCUAAUAAUUACAGUUAUUGCUAUGUGUUCGUUUAAAUUGUGACCUAUGUAUGUGAAAUGUAUGCAGCAUUCGACUGAUUGUUCGGUAGAAUCACUCCAGUUAUUAUGAGAGUGAAACUACCGAACAGUCAGACCACCCCAGUAGUAAGUGUGCCUCCAAUUACCGUUUGCAACAAUGUUGCAAACGGGUAAUUGGCAAUUCGUGUAGUGGGUUCUUUGUUCUCUGGGUGGCCACCAUCCGGGAGACGAACACGUGGUGGCGGCCAUUUUAAACUCCCGAACAGCGGUGUUUUGCCGUCGAGUGUCUGGAACCCAAAUCGGACACUCGGCUAGGCAAACACCACUGAGACCUCCACACCACUGGCGGAUCCAGGGGGGGGGGCAACGGGGCAAUUGCCCCCCCGAGAAAUCCGCCGGUCUCCCUCCCCUACCAGCAGCACAUGCAGGUGCCAGCCCUGCAAUGUGCCUGCGGACCGGAGGGGAGAUCGGAGAUCUCCCUCCCCGGUCCGCAGGCACUGUGCUGACAGCCGGCAGGGGAGGGAGAGGGAGGACCCGGGAGCUCAGUCUGCAGCUCCUCCGGGUCCUCCUCUCGCGAGGUUUGGAGCGUUGCCAACGCUCCAAAUCUCGCAAGAGUGAACUCUAGCCCGGGAGCGCGGGCUAGAGUUCACUGUAACCACUGGGACCACCAGGGAAUCACCACUGGGACCACCAGGGAUGAAAAUAUGUCCCCCCCUCCUCCUCAGCGAGUAGCAGAAGGGGACAUAUUACCCAAUUAAGAUAUAUAUUUAAAAAGCCCCCCCACCUUAACACGCACGCACACACACACACACACACACACAGCCCCAUGCCCCCCCAUACACAUACACUUUAUGCACCUUUACACACACACACACACACACACACACACACACACAGCUCACACACUGUCCCCCUCACACACACACACACUGCACCCCUUACACAUUGCACCACACACACACCACUGCUCCUAUGCCCUACUACCGCCCCAUUUCCCAGCAGACCUCAGGUAAGUUGUGAAACUGUUCUUAAACGGUUUGACUACUUACUCUAGGAGGGGGUCCCGGCACUAUUGACACCAUAACCACUACACUGAGCUGUAGUAGUUAUUGUGUCUGGAUUAUUUCUUUAAAUAAUCUACAAGUGCCCCUCCCGAGAUCAGGCUCUGGAUCCGCCACUGCUCCACACUGCCCUUAAAUUCGUAUAGAAACUACCGAACGGCCACCCGUUCGGUAGGAAGAAACACCCGAACAAGGGGAUUUAUGCGAACCCUCCCUAGUCUCCAUAGCCCAAGUCUUUCAUGCAGUUUAUUCCCUUUUUCUGUGACCGACCGCAGGGCCAAAACGCAUGGAACCAAUUUCGUCUGUUACCUCCAGCGUGGUCGGUCUUUUUACUACUUCCACAAAUCUCCUGAACCCCUGGUCCAAUCUGGGUGAUUUUUGGAUAUGUCACGCACCCAGAUCAGGGCUACCAGGGGAUUUAAUAUUUUUAGGGGUACAUCCAGAAACCCAGGGAAUUUGUGUCCUGCAUAAUAGGAUUAUGAGUCAGGCUAAGGGGAGGGGAUGUGUGGGCGGCUACUCAUGUAUGAUUGGAUACUGUACUAAUGAUUGUAAAUCCCUCCCUUGCAUGGGAGAAUGCUUUAAAAGAAGGUUGAGUGAUUAAAAGUUCAGUUCUGCUCCUGAUGCUGUGUGUCAUCCAGUCAUUGGGAUCUGUAUGGGAAUAUUCGUGGAUUACAUUGCUUGCUGGGAUUAUUGCUCUAUGGUAUUUUAUUACUUGUUCCUGUACCAUGCCCCCUGCUCCCUUUAUAUAAUACAUUGCUACCCUCUGUACCAUGCCCCCUGCUCCCUUUAGACAAUACUCUACUACCCUCUGUACCAUGUCCCAAGCUCCCUUUAUAUAAUACUCUACUACCCUCUGUAUCAUGCGCCCUGCUCCCUUUAUACAAUACUCUACUACCCUCUGUACCAUGCUCUCUUUAUAUAAUACACUGCUACCCUCUGCACCAUGCCCCCUGCUUCCUUUAAGAAAUACUCCACUACCCUCUGUACCAAGCCCCCUGCUUCCUUUAUACAAUACUCUACUACCCUCAGUACCAUGCCCCCUGCUCCCUUUAUACAAUACUCUACUACCCUCUGCACCAUGCCCCCUGCUCCCUUUAUAAAAUACUCUACUACCCUCUGUACCAUGCCCCCUGCUCCCUUUAUAAAAUACUCUACUACCCUCUGCACCAUGCCCCCUGCUUCCUUUAUGAAAUACACUACUACCCUCUGUACCAUGCCCCCUGCUUCCUUUAUACAAUACUCUACUACCCUCUGUACCAUGUCCCCUGCUCCCUUUAUACAAUACUCUACUACCCUCUGUACCAUGCCCCCUGCUUCCUUUAUACAAUACUCUACUACCCUCUGCACAAUGCCCCCUGCUUCCUUUAUAUAAUACACUGCUACCCUCUGUACCAUUCCCCCUGAUCCCUUUAUACAAUACUCUUUGCUCCCACUGUAUCAUGCCCCCUGCACAUCCUUAAUAAUCUGUAUAUGGAUAAUUGGAUACAUUUUCUGCAUACACAUAUUUUAAUAUAUGUAUACAUUUACACACAUAAACUAAUUCUAAUUCACACAGCUCUCUACAGAUAUCCAUUGCUCUGCACUCACAUUACACUUUACAUAUAAACACUUUGCAACCACACAGCUUUAAAUAGAUACUCAUUGCUCUGCAUUCAUAAAGCUCUGUAUACAGAUGCACAUUGCUCUGCAUUCAGACAGCUCUGUAUACAGAUACACAUUGUUCUGCAUUCAUACAGCUCUGUAUACAGAUACACAUUGCUCUGCAUUCAGACAGCUCUGUAUACAGAUACACAUUGCUCUGCAUUCAUAAAGCUCUGAAUAGAUACACAUUGCUCUGCAUUCAGACAGCUCUGUAUAAGGAUACACAUUGCUCUGCAUUCAUACAGCUCUGUAUGCAGAUACACAUUGCUCUGCAUUCAUACAGCUCUGUAUGCAGAUACACAUUGUUCUGCAUUCAUACAGCUAUGUAUAAAUGCUUUGCAUGCCUACAAAAUCUCUCUCUCUCUCUCUCUCUCUAUAUAUAUAUAUAUAUAAAAAUAAACAUUGCUGUGUAUACACAUAGCUAUAGUCACAUAGCUGAAAAGAGACGUGUCCAUCAGUUUCAGCCUUUUUCACAUCUGGUUUGGCUGUUGAGCCAAAAGAAGGCAAAAAGCCCAGUUUGAAGCACUUUCUGAUUUUACAACAAACAAGGAAAAUAAAUUCCUUGUUGACCCAAGAAUGGUAGUCAGAUCUCUCCUUGGACCAAGAAGCUACCCCACAUGUUAAAAAUUAUAUCCCUGAAUAUUAUGUUUUUGCAAGUAUUAAUUCUGUUGCUGUUAAACAGACUCUGAUAAAACCACCUAUUCAGUUAGAGAAUUCUGCAUCCUUAUUAUUCUUACUGUAAAAAAUCCUUUCUUUUGCCUUAGACUAAAGCUCCUUUCUUCCAGUCUAAAUGUGUGACCUUGUGUCCUAUAUAUAGUCCUGUUUAUGAUUAUAUUAUACAUACACACAUACACACACACGCGCGCACACACACACACACACACACACACACACACACAUAUAUAUAUAUAUAUAUAUAUAUAUAUAUAUAUUGUAGAUUGGAUUAGCCUUAUUAGUCGAGUAGUCCAAUAAAAAAGGUAUCAUUGCAUACUGCAAUUCUCUGGUAUUAUGGCAUCUUAUAUAUAAACAAACAACAAGUCUUGAUAAAGACCCGUUAGAGGUCAAAACGUUGCUUUUUUAAUGCAAAUUUCAAUUCAUUAAUUGAUUUAUUUAAAAAGUCCAGUGAGUCCUCUCAUUUUUUCGUUUAUAUAUAUAUAUAUAUAUAUAUAUAUAUAUCUUUAUACAUUGCUCUGUAUACACACACACCUAUAAAUGCUGAUGCAUGUUUUUCAGCAAAGCAUCACUUUUUACAAAUAAUUACACUUUUGUCUGUAUAUUCACUCUUGGUAAACACAUUGACAAGUGUACAUUGACUUUGAUUUGUAUACACAUAGCCCCGCACACAUGCAUAUUUGCUCUUUAAAUAAAAAUGGCUGCACAUGCCUAUUGCUCUGUAUAAAGAUGCGCAUUUAUUUACACAUACAUGGGCAUUGCUCUGCCUACAUCAACAUUGCUUUAUACACAGAGAUAUAUAUUGUCCUGUCUGCAAACAAUCUCUGCAGAUAAAGCGUUUCCUGUAAAACUAAGCACUGUAUACAGCACUCUAUACAUACUUCAUCAAUAGAGAAAUACAUUUUUGUGCACACAAGUACCAUUGCUCUGCAUCAAUACAAUCCUCUGCAAAAGGAUAUGGUGCUCUGGUUGUCUUUACUUAACCCCUUAAGGACACAUGACAUGUGUGACAUGUCAUGAUUCCCUUUUAUUCCAGAAGUUUGGUCCUUAAAGGGGUUAAAAGCAGUUUUCCUUACAAAGAAAGCCUUCUGCACAUUCAGGUAUACCAUACCCAUUGUACAAGGAAAGGUUAAAUGUUCUUAACAUGUAUAGCUUGGAGGAAAGACGAGACAGGGGGGAUAUGAUAGAAACAUUUCAAUACAUAAAGGGAAUCAACACAGUAAAGGAGGAGACUAUAUUUAAAAGAAGAAAAACUACCACAACAAGAGGACAUAGUCUUAAAUUAGAGGGACAAAGGUUUAAAAAUAAUAUCAGGAAGUAUUACUUUACUGAGAGGGUAGUGGAUGCAUGGAAUAGCCUUCAAGCUGAAGUGGUAGAGGUUAACACAGUAAAGGAGUUUAAGCAUGCAUGGGAUAGACAUAAGGCUAUCCUAACUAUAAGAUAAGGCUAGGGACUAAUGAAAGUAUUUAGAAAAUUGGGCAGACUAGAUGGGCCGAAUGGUUCUUAUCUGCCGUCACAUUCUAUGUUUCUACACAACCGUCUUCUUACACAUGCAAAGCUGGUAUGCAGCUGUAAACUGAGAUAUAUUCAGUCCAGUCCAGAUAUAUAUCCACCUUAAUGUCCCCAACCUAAGCCAUAAAUUGCCAAGUUACUUCCCUGAAAUCCAUUAUCUCCAACACAAGCCAUAUUUUGCAUCAGUGCUUCCCAAGAUCUACUAGCUCAAAUCCAAGCCAUACAUUGAACCAUUACUUAAAUGUGAUCCAUUGAGGGUUAUUCACAAAAGUGAGAAUUGAAAGUGAAUUUCAAAUGUAAGGCUAAAGAAGCCAAACUGAAAGCAUAGCGGAAUUAGAGAAUGUUUUCCAGUUGGACUUUUUUUUUUUACUUUAAAUGUAAAAUUCCCUUUCAAAACACUUUGAAUUCUUACUUCAGUAAAUAACCAUGAUUAUCUCCAACCCCCCAGUCCCAGCUAUUUAAUGUAGUGUCAUUUCAUUGAGAACCAUCUAUCAAGAGAAAAAAAUAUUAAAAUGCAAUUCUCUUGCAUUCCAAAGUUCUGGAAAGAAAACAUAUGUAUCUGUCAGUGUACAAAUAGAAAUAUUAGAAGAUCUGGUCCAAAAAUAUAGGCAAAUUAAGUGGCGGGUAAAUAUGCCAGACUGGAGGAGACGCUGCAUUGUAGAAGUCGAAAGAUACUAAUAUACCGUAUUCACUGGAAACGAAUGUAUUGGCAAAAUAAAGUCUUAAAAAAUUUGCAUGUGCAUUAGAUCCGAUGGCGCAAUAGAUUGGCGUACGAAUGGUGCAUUAGAUGCUACAUGCACACAACGCAAAUUCACAGAGGCAAAAUUUGUCGGGGCAAAAUUUGCUGGUGGCGAAUUUCGCAUUGGCAUCGCUGCGACAGUGAAGCAAGACUUGGUUUCUGUGUACUGUAAUGCUGUACCUUGCCUCUUUGUCGCGAUGCAAAUGCAAAUUUUGCCCUGCCAAAUUUCACACGGGCGAAUUUCAAUUCGAUCAGAGGGUGGUCCUCGCUUAUCGAACUGCAUGUUGUAUAGUAGUAUCUUUUUGUACGAUUGCGCAUUACAUUCGCCAGCGAAAUUAUUUUUGGCUUCCAGGUUUCAAAAUUUGAAUGCGCAUUAGAUUCGAGUUAGUACAGUAUUUCUUUAUUCAAGUAUCCUGUAAUGUUAGUUCACUAAUAUAAAAACGAACAAAGGAGAUGCAAAUUUUUGAUCAAAUAGCAGAGAUGAAAAAAUAUUUGUAUUUAAGUCCCCCCCCGUCCCCCUCCCCCAGUUUGGCUACCAUACCUUAAACUCUGCAAUUCUAUACACAGUCUACUCCAAUUGCCUGCUUAUUGAAUAACCUAUGACUCAGACAAACUUCCUUCCUACAGAAGAGAUAGACAUAUCUAUCCAUGGUGCUGAAUCACAGAGACAAGGCAAAAUGUGCAUGCAGGAGGAAAAGUUACGUACGUAAGAUCAGGACAUAAACAUCUCAUAUAUAUGCAGCCGGAGGGGAUUAAUAAUCAACUAAUGUUACAAGUGUCCCCUGCUGAGGAAAUGAGCAUGUAUUAUGCACACACAUACAUUGUAUCAACAGGAAACUGUUCUAUAUAGCAUAAUUUAGUAAUAUCUGUUCUCUUAUCACGUCACCUAGGUGCUCUUAAAAAAAAUAAUAUUAUAUUUGCACAGUAAUUAAUAUAUGGAGGGUGUUACUAGCUAAUUAGAUACAGUAUCUCAGAAAAGAGAGUACACCCCUCACAUUAUUGUAAAUAUUUCAUUAUAUCUUUUCAUUUGACAACACUAAAGAAAUUACACUCUGCUACGAUGUAAAGUAGUAAGUGUACAGCAUGAAUAACAGUGUUAAAUUUGCUGCCCCUCAAAAUAACAACACACAGCCAAUAAUGUCUAAACUGUUGGCAGUACAUCUAGGCCGCAAGCCUAUUAAUGCCUCAUACAGUACAUCUAGGCCUCAAGCCUAUUAAUGCCUCAUACAGUACAUCUAGGCCUCAAGCCUAUUAAUGCCUCAUACAGUAAAUCUAGGCCUCAGCCUGUUAAUGCCUCAUACAGUACAUUUAGGCCUCAGCCUGUUAAUGCCUCAUACAGUACAUCUAGGCCUCAAGCCUAUUAAUGCCUCAUACAGUACAUCUAGGCCUCAAGCCUAUGAAUGCCUCAUACAGUACAUCUAGGCCUCAAGCAGGGCCGGACUGGGAAAAAAAUUAGGCCCGGGCAUUUUUCAAUCAGAGAGGCCCCCUAAGAAGGGGGCGGGGCCAGUGAGUGUGUUUUUUGUCAUCACUAAUGACAACACGCCCCCUCUCAAAGUGAGCAUGUUGGUUCAAUGCCCAGAGCCCUGCUGAAGAGCUCUGGCAUUAGAAAAAGGCCCUGAAUUUGUUCUGCGCUGCGCAAGCAAAUGUAAUAACAUGCUUGUGCUGUGUUUGCUUUUAAAUUGUCUCUGAUGUCUGGUGGGAUUGCGUGUGUGUAGAGUGUGGUGUGGUAUUGUGUAAAUAGGUCAAUUUAAUUGCAGCGAGUGUGUGCAUACGGGCUGAAGUGUGUUUGUAUAGGUGACGUAGUGUGUGUAGGGGUUGCAGAGAGGGUGUGUUUAGAGAAUGUUGUAUGUGUUUGCUGACAAGGAAUGUAGUGUGUGUGUGUAGGAGAUCUACUGUGUAAAGGACCCAGUGUGUGUGUGUGUGUGUGUGUGUGUGUAGAGGAUAAAGAGUGCAUAUAGAGUAAGGGAUCUAGUGUGUAUCUGGAGCGUAAUGUGUGUAGUGGUGCAGUGUGAGGGGUGCUGUAGUGUGUGUGUGUGUGUGUGUGUGUGUGUGUGUGUGUGUGUGUAUGUAUAUAUAUAUAUAUUUGGACUUGUAUGUGUGAGGGGCGCAGUGUGUGUAUGUAAGAGGGGUGCUGUGUGUGAGGGUGUUUUUAUCUGCUGUCACAUUCUAGGUUUCUAAUUUUCUUUGUCUGUUAACUCACUGAGGGUUAUUUUAUAUAUAUAUAUAUAUAUAUAUAUAUAUAUGUGUGCUGUAUAUGUGUGGGAGUGUGCUGUGUGUGUCUAGGGGGUGCUGUGUGUGUCUGGGUGCGCUGUGUGUGUCUGGGUGCGCUGUGUGUGUCUGGGGGUGCUGUGUGUGUCUGGGUACUGUGUGUAUCUGGGGGUGCUGUGUGUGUCUGGGGAUGCUGUGUGUGUCUGUGGGUGCAGUGUGUGUCUGUGGGUGCAGUGUGUGUCUGGGGGUGCUGUGUGUGUCUGGGGGUGCUGUGUGUGUCUGGGGGGUGCUGUGUGUGUCUGGGGGGUGCUGUGUCGGGGUGCUGUGUGUGUGAGUGAAUGUAUUUUUUUAUUUAAAUUUAAAUAUUUUUUUUUACUACUAAAAAAAAAAAAUUAAAAAAAUUUAUUUCCCCCCCUCCCUUCUUACCUUUAUCCUGGGAGGGGGGGGAGCCGUGCCGUUCUGCCAUGGAGGGAGGGGAGCCGUUCUGCCAUCCUUCCCUGGUGGCCCAGUGGUGAGAGUGAACUCUAACCUGCAGGUUAGAGUUCACUCUCGCGAGAUCUGAGCGUUGCCGCGGCAACGCUCAGAAUCCCGCGAGAGGACCCGGCGGAGCUGCUUGUUAGAGCUCCGCCGGGUCCUCUCUCCUGCCUCCCUCCCUCCCCAGCCGGCGGCCGCAUUUCCAUGCCUGUGGGCCGGUGAGGGAGAUCUUUGAUCUCCCCACCGGCCCAUGGAGGCACACAGCAGGGCCGGCGCUCGGGUAGCGCUGGCCCUGCACGGGCUGGCAGGGGAGAUCCUGUGAUCUCCCCUGCCGGCCUCGGCCCCACGGCCAUCGCGGCCCACCGGGCAUUUGCCCGGUGUGCCCGAUGGCCAGUCCGGGCCUGGCCUCAAGCCUAUUAAUACCUCAUACAGUACAUAAGCUAAUAAUAAAAACCUAAACUCUAGGCGUCUCACAUUUAUACCUGAGCAUGUAAUCUAGUGAAUCUUAACCAAUAAUAAUACUCUGGAACACAUGGUCCGAGAUAAAAUUCCAUACCACCCAAGUGUCCCUAUUUAGGAGGGACAGUCCUUAUUUUGGGUGUGAAUCCCUCUGUCCCUCUUUUCUAUCCUAAUGUUCCACAGCAAUAAUACUUCCAGUAAUGUGUCUUUAAACCACAAUAAAUGUGUUUAGAAUCAUAUAAAAUCCAAGGAAAUUAGAUUAUAGUUGCACAAAUUGAAAUGUUGGGAUGUAUGCAGCACAUAGUUACAUAGUUACUAGUAAGCUACGUUGAACGGUGAUUCAAGUCCCUCAAGUUCAAUGUUUAAUAACAAUACCUCAUAAAUAUAAAUAGUAUCUCAGCUUGGUUAUCUAGGCCUCACAGCAAAAGUAAUACUGGGGAGUUUUUUGUGUGAAGGUAUUCACCAAUGGAAUGUGUCUGCUGGUCCCAUUGGUUUACAUGGUGACGGUCUCGUUUUUAGUAUUUUUUAGAACAGACUACAUUGAUAAAUCUCCCACAUUGUGUUUCAAAAUAUAAAGCGAGGCCUUGCCUCCAAUAAAACCAACACCUCAACCUAAUAACGUAUCAAAUAAUAACAGCACCUUGGCCUGUAUCAUCUCUACACUAGGGGUUUUGAUAUAUGAAUAUGCUUUUGCAAAUAAGUUGGCUUUUUAAAGGGGCACUCUAAACACCAUAACCACUACAGCCUGUUGUUCCUGGCCCCACCCCACAAUUCUAUAUCAAACAUCUUGAAUAUUGCAACACAAACAGAGGCCCAGCUUCUUGGACAGAAUGUUGCUAUUGCAGACAUUACAGCCUCACAUUACCACUAUAGAUUUAGCCUCAACAAAGACAGUACUGAUUUUGCUAAUGAAGAAGUGCAACUUCCACAGCAGCAAUACAUGCCUUUCAACAGUCCCGGAUAUGGUGGGAUCGGCCUGAUUUGGGGGAACUGUCCUGCCAUCCAGGGUUACUUCCUGGUAUGCAGCAUACAGGGACAACAAGGAACUGUCCACAGCAAGUGCAGCAUGAGCACAUCGUAAGACGUGCUGCCUGUUCUGUGCUGAAUGGUGUCAGGACAUAACUGGGGCCAGAGGGAGGCUGUCUGUCGGUCUGGUGCACAUUCAUGUACCCAACCAUAAAGUGACCGUGUCAUCUAGGGCAUAUCAAAACAUGUGUUCUGAUUGGUCAAUGUCAUCUCUGCAACUCCAAACAACAUGAGGUGGUCGCCUAGAUUCUAGGCGACCUCAUGUUGUUUGGAGUUGCAAAGAUGACGUUGACCAAUCAGAACACAUAUGAACCCAUAUAAAGCCUGUUUAGGGCCUUACUCAUUGCCCUAUUGUAGUUUCUGUUUGGUUACAUGUUUAGUGUUACAAGUGACUCUCUUGUGUAUUCCUGUUAAUGACGUUGGCUUCGUUUUGACUUUAAGAACUUCUAUAUUCCCGAUCUGGCUUGUAUAUUGACCUGUAUAUUUCUAUAUUCCUGACCUGGCUUGUAUAUUGACCUGUAUAUUUCUAUAUUCCUGAUCUGGCUUGUAUAUUGACCUGUAUAUUUCUAUAUUCCCGAUCUGGCUUGUAUAUUGACCUGUAUAUUUCUAUAUUCCCCAUCUGGCUUGUAUAUUGACCUGUAUAUUUCUAUAUUCCCGAUCUGGCUUGUAUAUUGACCUGUAUAUUUCUAUAUUCCCCAUCUGGCUUGUAUAUUGACCUGUAUAUUUCUAUAUUCCCGAUCUGGCUUGUAUAUUGACCUGUAUAUUUCUAUAUUCCCCAUCUGGCUUGUAUAUUGACCUGUAUAUUUCUAUAUUCCCGAUCUGGCUUGUAUAUUGACCUGUAUAUUUCUAUAUUCCCCAUCUGGCUUGUAUAUUGACCUGUAUAUUUCUAUAUUCCCGAUCUGGCUUGUAUAUUGACCUGUAUAUUUCUAUAUUCCCGAUCUGGCUUGUAUAUUGACCUGUAUAUUUCUAUAUUCCCCAUCUGGCUUGUAUAUUGACCUGUAUAUUUCUAUAUUCCCCAUCUGGCUUGUAUAUUGACCUGUAUAUUUCUAUAUUCCCGAUCUGGCUUGUAUAUUGACCUGUAUAUUUCUAUAUUCCCGAUCUGGCUUGUAUAUUGACCUGUAUAUUUCUAUAUUCCCGAUCUGGCUUGUAUAUUGACCUGUAUAUUUCUAUAUUCCCGAUCUGGCUUGUAUAUUGACCUGUAUAUUUCUAUAUUCCCGAUCUGGCUUGUAUAUUGACCUGUAUAUUUCUAUAUUCCCGAUCUGGCUUGUAUAUUGACCUGUAUAUUUCUAUAUUCCCGAUCUGGCUUGUAUAUUGACCUGUAUAUUUCUAUAUUCCCCAUCUGGCUUGUAUAUUGACCUGUAUAUUUCUAUAUUCCCCAUCUGGCUUGUAUAUUGACCUGUAUAUUUCUAUAUUCCCGAUCUGGCUUGUAUAUUGACCUGUAUAUUUCUAUAUUCCCGAUCUGGCUUGUAUAUUGACCUGUAUAUUUCUAUAUUCCUGAUCUGGCUUGUAUAUUGACCUGUAUAUUUCUAUAUUCCUGAUCUGGCUUGUAUAUUGACCUGUAUAUUUCUAUAUUCUUGAUCUGGCUUGUAUAUUUCUAUAUUCCUGACCUGGCUUGUUUCUCGUGUAUCCGUACUUCUGAAUUCCUGAUCUGGGCUAUUCUUGACUUUGAUCCUAUCUUUUAUUAUGUUACGUCCUGUCACUCCAAGGCCCAGUAAUACGGCUUUUUGAACCAUCGUUUUUGGACCCUUGUUUUGUUAAAGUAAGGUUAUCCGUGACAGCAAUACAAUAGGCAGCCACCCCACAUAUGCAACCCCACAAGCAGAAUCUCAACAAACCUGCAUUAACGCAUCCAAACACAAAUCCUAAACUUUUGCAUAUAUGUAUGUGGUAUAUAUAUAUAUAUAUAUAUAUAUAUGGGGUGAGGUGCAUUGAGGGUUAAUCUGGCACUGAGUAUGUUCAUCCAUGAUAUUAAAAUAUAAAUCAGAAACAAUAUCAAACUUAUGGUGUGACAUAAUCGAAUCCUGUUCUUUGUGAAUAGCCAGAAUAUAGUCAAUAAUAUUCCUUUCUAUUGCCACCCUCCCCCCCAAAUAUAACCAUUUAAUUAAAUUGCCUUUGCUGUAAUACUUUGCCAUUGAAUCAACUUGGGGUCGAUAGCAGGCUGAAUACCAGCUGCAUUGAAUAACAUUUUUCAGCUAAAUCUUUUCACAGGUUAUGUUGCUAAUAUAAUCACCCAUUCAGGAACUACCCUCACCCUAGAUUUAGUUAUAGAACACACUUCCCAGCAUAGAAAGAAAUAACUGAUAAUCCAAGGUCAAUUUAUUCAGAUCAUCCCUAGAUGUCUAUGGUAGCAUGGCAACAGUAGACAAUCUUACUUAACAGAUGUUAAAUUGCCCUUGUUUAGAUAAGGUAGAAAUUGUAUAAUUAACUUUGGUGUUUUCUGUGGUUAAUUUGUCUGUUAAUAAGAUGACUAGGUUUUGAGGGCUUUGUGUUAAAGGACCACUAUAGUGCCAGGAAAACAAACUCGUUUUUCUGGCACUAUAGUGUUAAUAGGUCCCCCAACCAGGGCCGGACUGGGAAGAAAAUUCGGCCCAGGCAUUUUUUAAUUACAGCGGCCCACUAAAAAGGGGGCGGGCCAGAAAGGGUGUGUUUUGUCAUCACCAAUGACAAGCACGCCCCGUCACAAAGUGAGCAUGUUGGUUCAAUGCUCUUCCAGGGUAGACCAUGCGCAGAGCUCUGCUGAAGAGCUCUGGCAUGAGAAAAAUACCCUGUAUUUGUUCUGCACAGCGCAAGCAAACUUAAUUACAUGCUUGCACUGUGUUUGCUUGAAAUUUGUCUCUGGUGUCUCCAUAGUUGGGAUACCAGGAGACAAAAAUGCCAGGAAAGCAUAUUGCGCAGUGUGUGUGAGGGUGCUCUGUGUGUGUGUGUGUGUGUGUGUAAGGGGUGUAGUGUGUGUGAGUGAUGGGUGCUGUGUUUGCGUGAGGGUGCUAUGUGGGUAAGGGUGCUGUGUGUGUGAUGGAUGCAGUGUGUGUGCUGUGUGUGAGUGGGUGCUGUGUUUGCAUGAGGGUGCUAUGUGCAUGUGAGGAAGCUGUGUGUGAGGGUGCAGUGUAUGCAUGUGAGGAAGCUGUGAGUGUCAGGGGUGCAGUGUGUGUAAGUGAGGGUGGGUGAUGUGCGUGUCAGGGGUGCAGUGUGUGUGCUGUGCGUGUCAGGGGUGCAAUGUGUGUGUGUGAGGGUGCUGUGAGUGUUAGGGGUGCAUUUUGUGUGUGCUGUGAGUGUCAGACGUGUAGUGUGUGAGUGUCAGGGGUGCAGUGCGUGUCAGGGGUGCAGUGUGUGUGUGAGGGUGCUGUGAGUGUCAAGGGUGCAGUCUGUGUGCUGUGAGUGUCAGGUGUGCAGUGUGUGUGUGAGGGUGCUGUGAGUGUCAGGGGUGCUGUGUGUGUGCUGUGUGUGUCAGGGGUGCAGUGUGUGUGUGUGAGGGUGCUGUGAGUGUUAGAGGUGCAUUGUGUUUGUGCUGUGUCAGACGUGCAGUGUGUGUGAGGGUGCUGAGAGUGUCAGGGGUGCAGUGUGUGUGCUGUGUGUGUCAGGGGUGCAGUGUGUGUGUGUGAGGGUGCUCUGAGUGUUAGGGGUGCAUUGUGUGCGCUGUGCGUGUCAGGGGUGCAGUGUGUGUGUGAGGGUGCUGUGAGUGUUAGGGGUGCAUUUUGUGUGUGCUGUGAGUGUCAAACGUGCAGUGUGUGUGUGAGGGUGCUGUGAGUGUUAGGGGUGCAUUUUGUGUGUGCUGUGAGUGUCAAACGUGCAGUGUGUGUGUGAGGGUGCUGUGAGUGUUAGGGGUGCAGUGUGUGUGUGUGAGGGUGCUGUGAGUGUUAGGGGUGCAUUUUGUGUGUGCUGUGAGGGUCAGACGUGCAGGGGGUGUGUGAGUGUGCUGUGAGUGUCAGGGGUGCAGUGUGUGUGCUGUGAGUGUCAGGAGUGCAGUGUGUGUAAGUGAGGGUGCUGGGAGUGUUAGGGGUGUCUGUGAGGCUGCUGUGACAUGAGUGAUUAUAUCCCCCCUCCCUGCUUACCUUAUGACUGGGAGGGGAGAUCCUACUGCUGGGGCUGCCAUCCCUGGUGGUCCUAGUGGUGAGUGAACUCUAGCCUGUUGGGCUAGAGUUCACUCUCGCGAGACCCAGAGCGUUGCCAUGGCAACGCUCCGAAUCUCGCGAGAGGAACCCGGCGGAGCUGUAAGUUAAAGCUCCGCCGGGUUCCUCUCCUGGCAGGCUGGCUCCCUCCCUCUCUCCCCCGGCGGCCGCACUAUCCUGCAUGUGGGCCGGUGAGGGAGAUCUCUGAUCUCCCCACCGGCCCACUGUAGACUACUGCAGGGCCGGCGCUCAGAUAGCGCCGGCUCUGCAGAGACCGGCAGGAGAGAUCCUGUGAUCUCCCUGCCGGCCCCGGCCCCACGGCCCACCGGGCAUUUGCCCGGUGUGCCCGAUGGCCAGUCCGGGCCUGCCCCCAACCCUCAUGGCCCCCCUCCUGCCGGGCUCCAGGUGGAGGAAGGGGAUAAAUUCUUACCUUUCUCCAGUGCCGGGCUCCUUCGGCGCUGGGGACUCUCCUCCCUCUUCCGCCGAAUGCGCAUGCGCGGCAAGAGCCGCACGCACAUUCAGUCAGUCCAUAGAAAAGCAUUCUCAAUGCUUUCCUAUGGACCCUGGCGUCUUCUCACUGUGAAAAUCACAGUGAGAAGCGCGGAAGCGCCUCUAGCGGCUGUCAAUGAGACAGCCACUAGAGGCUGGAUUAACCCUAGUGUAAACAUAGCAGUCUCUCUGAAACUGAUAUGUUUACAGCUGCAGGGUUAACCCUAGAUGGACCUGGCACCAAGACUACUUCAUUGAGCUGAAGUAGUCUGGGUGCCUAUAGUGGUCCUUUAAUGUGGUUAAUAAUCUAGAACCUAGGGGACUGACGCCAGCAGGGUUAGUAACUAAUUUGAGAAUUGUCAGGAAUUUAAAGUGAAUUUCAAAUUUAAAGGGACACUGUAGUCACCAAAACAACUUUAGCUUAAUGAAGCAGUUUUUGUAUAUAGAUCACGCCUCUAAAGUUUCACUACUUACUUCUCUGCCAUUUAGGAGUUAAAUCACUUUUAUUUCUGCUUAUGUAGCCCUAGCCAAAUCUCCCCUGGCUGUGACUGACACAGCCUGCAUGAAAACAAAAUGAAUUCAGUUGCAAUCAGAUGUAAUUUAAUUUAAAAGUUUUUAUCUCCUGCUCAGUAUUUAGAAUUUUAAUUGCACACAGGAGGCUCCUGCAGGUUCUAGUAAGCUAUUACCAGCGCAGGAGAUAAGACCAUCUAAAUUAAACAGAAUUUGCAAUAAAGGAAGUGUAAACAUUAGAUGACUCUUUGCAGGAAGUGUUUAGUAAGGCUGUGUAAAUCACAUGCAGGGAGGUGUGCCUUGGGCUGCAUAAAGAAAGUGAUUUAAUUCCUAAAUUAUAGAGAAUUGAGCAGUGAGAUUGCAGGGGCAUCAUCUAUACACCAAAACUGCUUCAUUAAGCUAAAGGUUUUUUUUGUGUGACUAUUAUAUCCCUUUAGGGCCAAAGAAGCCAAACCAGAUGCAUGGAGAAUAUUUUUUUCCUGUUUAUUAGAAUUUUAAAUGUUAAAUUAAUUUUGAAUUCACUCAGAAUUCCAGACAAUUCUAACCUUAGUGAAUAACCUUUCUGGUAUCAAUUAUACACAAUUUAGAAAUAAACAAGGGUCCAAUACAAACCAUUGCCUGGAAAUCCAUAUACUGUACAUAGGACACAAGGUCACGCAUUUAGAAUGGAAGAAAGGAGAUAUAGUCUAAGGCAAAGGAAAGAGGUUGGUAUUUUUUGCAGUAAGAACACUAAGGAGAUGGAAGUUCUCUGCCUGAAGAAGUGGUUUUAUCAGAGUCUUUACAUAUAUUUAAACAGCAACUGGAUGCAUAUUUGCAAAAACAUAAUAUUCAAGGAUAUACAUUUUUAGUUUGAGGGGUAAUAGCCUCUUGAUCCAAGCAGAGAUCUGACUGCCAUUCUGGGGUCUAAAAGUGCUUCAGACUGGGUUUUUUGCCUUCUUUUGGAUCAACAGCAAAAACAGAUGGGAGAAAGACUGAACUUAAUGGACGCAUGUCUCAACAAGGCUUAAUUUUCAUGAAUCCCUGAUAUAUACAUUGUAUGACCUAUGUCUACAUUAAAAUGCUCUUGACUAUGUGUCCAGUAGGUAUUUGUUACAUUGUCAGGCGAGCAAAAGUUUUACCAAUAGCAAACAAUAAUAGUAUGAAAGUAGUAAAAUGGGUACUUUCUUCUCCUACUCUUAGAAAACUUGGCAAAUCUAGUAGCACAGUAAAGGGUUAACUCUAGCUAUAUAACCCAGGAUCCUCAAAGGAGGGCUUUUUGCCCAAACUAAGGCUUUCUUUCCAAACUAGGCCGAAGGUUUAUGACACUAUUUAGGGAACGUGAGCCCACACGAGAGGUUACUGUAGAGCAAGACGGAUGUAAAUUGCUCAAGAUUUAUUAGUCAGAAAAGACGUCAUUUGCAUUUAACAGUUGUUGUUUUUUGACACGGUUUUCUUUUUUGCUGACUAACAUAAUACCCACCACCGUAUGUGUUGCUGUACGUUUCCCUCCUCCUACCAGCUUUUCCCUCACACAGUCUCUGCCUGUUUCUUUAUGUCCUUUAUUUCACUUUUCUCCAAAGUCUAACAAAUUUUGUUUCAACUUCUACCCCUGUGGGAGGGAAAGAGUAAAGGACAGAUGACAUGCGAUAUUCACUAACGUGAUCAAGUCCGCCAUUUUUUCCUGAUAUUUGUGUUUUUAUAUGUCUUUUCCAAGUUGUACCAGGGUGUGAUGCUCUUAUCAAUUUCAGAUCUGUAUUUGUAGAAUUGUCAGGUUUGAAUAACAAGUCCUGGGACAGAAAUGGUUAAUUAACAGAUCAGUUUGGAGAUAUUAAUAACCCCUUCACCCAGGCAGGGGGAUAGGAGAUGUAUUUAGAUGCCCUCCUACCCCCUGCGGCGGCAGCACGCUGAACUGUAGAUGUAAUUAUGCGGAGAUGUGGGAUUGAAAUUCAUGGUGUCACCACAAGAUACCCUGGACUAAUUUCCUAACUGAUUCCUGAUUAAGACGAUCCGAUCUAUUCAAAGCAGUGUGUCAGUUACUUAUCUAAGGUGGCCUGGGGACACUUUGUAACACUGAGCAGCACUCACAAAUGGAUAAAGGAGAGGGAGAGGUAUGAUAUACAUCACAAUCUGGCUGUGAUACUCUAAGAAAGAGCGAGAUCUUAUGGCUAACAGGGUAAAUACAGAUGACAAACUAAUAUCAACAUGGGGCUAGUGUUGAGCACUUGGUCCGAAAUACAAAACAACGGUAGAAUUGUUGCAAAUGAUGCUGCAUAUGCAAUAGUUAUUAAAAUAAUAAAUGGCGCAAGAUACCUACAAUGUAGACAACGCAAUGAAAAAAUAUUAUUGCAUCCUCAGUCCCAGUGAGCAAUAAUUUUAUCCAAAAAGAGACAGCUGACAGCAUUUCACUCAUGGUGGUCAAUAAGGUGUCUUGAGAACCAGCUGUUAUAAAAGUGACACUUGCGAAUCUGCCUAAAUAAAAGAUGUGUUCCAAAAACAAAGGUGUGUUAGAACAUUCGUUACAUGGUAAUCUAGGUUGGAAAAAAAACUAAAGUCCAUCAAGUUCAAUGUUUAUGCUGUUGAUACAAAAAACAUCACAAAAAGGUAACUGUAUAUAGAGACACACUAUACAGUGUGUAUAAAGUGAAAGCACAAAAACCCAGUCGCAGCCAUUUCCAAUAAUGCCACAAAAAGGGGGUGGGGGGUGGGGAGAGAAUACCUUUUGACUCCAUAAUAGCAAUUAGAUUUCUCCUUGGAUCAACAACCUGUUCACAUACAUAUCCAUUAAAUUUCUUGAAUAUUCGGUUUAUGCAGAAAAGCAUCCAAGCCUUUUUUUUUUUUUUUUAAACGUAUCUGUAAAAUCUGAUAACACAACCUCUUUAGGCAGAGAAUUCCACAUAUUUAUUGUUCUUACUGUAAAGAACCCUUUCCUCUGCUGUAAGUGAAAACGCUUUUCUUCCAGUCUCAUGGGUGACCUCUCUGUUGUAUAUUCCUGUUAAUGAACAGGUUAGCACAUCGCCAAUUUGUACUGACGCUGUGUUUAUUUGUUAAGUCAUGGAAAAUGGAUCACGUUAAACUCAUAUUUAUUUGCAGGAUGUGGUGUUAUUACUUUCUCAUAUUUCAAUGCUCAUUUUAGUUCAUGUAUCCAUGCACUCAUGCCACACCAAAGCAAAAAUAGGCCAGAAUACAAAUUUACAAUGACAUAUUGCACAUUCUUCCCAUUAAAUCUCUCCUUUCCCAAAUGCCACAUAUUCUCUGCAAUAUUUCAUACUGCUUCUCUAUUGUGCCAUUGUUCUAGUUAAAAAUGUCUUUAUAUUAUGACUCAUGUUUCGCUAACAUACACACCAUUUUUUGUGUCCAUCUUUCCUAAUACAUUUUUCACUCUCCAUUUCUCUCACCACAGAUUUUAUUGGGACCUAAUUAUGCUUCUCCUCAUGGUUGGAAAUUUGAUUAUCCUUCCAGUGGGCAUAACGUUCUUCAAGGAUGAAAACACCCCUCCAUGGAUCGUGUUUAAUGUCCUGUCAGACACGUUCUUCUUGGCGGAUCUAGUGCUAAAUUUCCGAACUGGGAUUGUGGUGGAAGAUAACACAGAAAUCAUUCUGGAUCCGCACACCAUUAAGAUGAAAUAUUUGAAAACAUGGUUUUUGGUGGACUUCGUGUCCUCCAUCCCUGUGGACUACAUCUUCCUUAUUGUGGACUUGGAGACAAGGGUGGAUUCUGAGGUGUACAAGACUGCUCGGGCCCUUCGGAUUGUGAGAUUCACCAAAAUUCUUAGUCUUUUACGGCUUUUACGACUUUCUCGUCUCAUCCGUUACAUCCACCAGUGGGAAGAGGUAAGACUAGUUUGCCAUACCAUCGCUGAAUGGAAGUGAGAGUGCAAUGUCAGAACUUGAGGCUUGUCUGUAAACUUCAAUAACUAAACCUCCAACUGAUGAAUUAUUAAGACAAUGACAAGAGAUGUGUUAUAGAUUGUAAAUCCCAAUUAUACACUUUUCAGCUUUUCAUUAUUAGGACCAUUGCUAAACCUUUAGAUUUAAGAGUCAUUAUAAAAUCUUCAACAUGUAGGUCCUAGCAGUAAAUUUACUGCCAAUCCCUCCCUCUUCACCCAUUACUAAACACCCACUGGAUAAUGCCAUCUAAUCCACUUCUAUGUUCUUCAACUGGGCUUAAAAUACAACCCAACACACCAUCACAGUGUUCUCUUACUCAUCAUGCAUUUAGAAUAAUUGUGAACAAAGAGACUUCUCCCUCGAGUCAAUACCGUGUAUUGACUCGGGUUGUUCCAGAGUAGUGUUCUGUUCACCCUACCCUCUUCUAUCAUUUACCAGAUUUUCCACAUGACCUACGACCUGGCGAGUGCCGUGGUACGGAUCUUCAAUCUCAUUGGUAUGAUGCUUUUGCUCUGUCAUUGGGAUGGCUGCCUCCAGUUCCUCGUUCCCAUGUUGCAGGACUUUCCCGAAGACUGCUGGGUCUCGAUCAACCAGAUGGCGGUGAGUAAAUAACUGCCAACCCAAUCUCUAAGUCAAUGUUAAAUAUUGAGUGGAGCUACCACCACCAAUCUGUAGGAUGUUCUAAUGCCCAGAUAUAAAUGGAUUUGUGCAAUCUUAACUAAAUCUUAUAUUAGGAAGAUGUAAAAGUAUGUGUGUGUAACCUCAAUGGGUUUCUCCAUUCUCCAGUUUUGACGUAGUCAUCUUGUGUAUUAUGGGUUCUUGUCAAAGGCAGCUCUCAAUGUCUAUUCCAUUGUGACCAAACACAAUGUGUAUCUGUAUUACUUCUUGACACAUAUCACUAUAUGGCAACUUAGAAUCACAAACCAGGCUCUGACUCAUACAUGUCAGCCAUUCAUGAAUUUUCAUUCACACCGCACAACAAAUAACAACUGGUUUAAACCUAUAUGACCCUUUGAUCCCACUUUGAUCUUUGAGGGUUUUACCCCUGAGCUAACUACUUUGUUGUAUUUGUGAUCUGGCUUUUAUUUUCAUUAGUUUUGAUCUUGGGUUUCUUGAUAAUUUAUGAUUUGUUGCUUAAACCAUCCCUUGGCGUUUUAUGCUUUAAUUCCACUUCCCCUGAUUUUACUUAGAUCCUGUGUCAAACUAGUUAGGUUUGCCUUUGAGGUGCAUGUGGUUACAGCUAUUCUAAAACUACAAUACUCCCUCCAUACCUUUUGUCUGUCUGUGGACCACUUAAUUGUGUUGCAUCUCCUAUAUUCCGCAUAUUGGAGUCCCUCAAAUAUUUGAAACCUGAUCCGUCGGAAUAUGAAAAGAAGAAAAAGAAUAGUUUUUCUAGGCUCUUCCUUUUCCUUUUCAAAAGUGAGAACGCUGAGAUGCCUAAAAUAUCAUGCAGAAAUAAAUAUAGCAUAAUAAAAAAAAGUGUAAAGACACAAAAUGUCACAUGUAGUGUCAUAGUGUUAUUCACUAGACCCGGACGUACAGCAAAUUCAACUCUGAAUGGGAAAAUUUAGGCAAAUAAAAUAAGACCUUCAACUCGGCCAUAGUCACAGAUUGCAUAUAUGAUCCUCAAUUCUGCCAUUCUAAAGUUAAUUCGCUAAAAUUCAUAGUACAGCCCAGUGGUUCUUAAACCAGUCCCCAAGGCACCCCCACCAGUCCAGGAUUUAUGGAUUACCCAGUUGUGUCUAAGGUGUUUUAUUUUUAUUUUUUCCUAAAAACAUCUUAGACACAGCAUGGUAAUCCAUAAAUCCUGGACUGAUAGAGAUGCCUUGAGGACUGGUUUGGGAACCACUGGAAGAGCCAAUAGCUCUGUCAAUAUAAUUUAGUAUUAUCCUACUUCUCAUUUCAUUAUUAUUAUUAUAUUUAUAUAGCGCCAUCAGAUUCCGUAGUGCUGUACAAUGGGUCAACUACAAGAAUCCGAUGUGAGAUAAAGAUGUAAAUGGCAGAACUACUAAAUAUAUUACUACAGAGGACAUUAAAAAAAUACUGCUUAUAUUAUAGAAAGGUUCUAAAGUAAAUUUAAAGAAGGUUACCAUAACAAACUGUGACCAUGUACCAGGAGAUCAAUACUUAGUCCAGUUAUAUUUGGGAUUCCACUGCCUUUAAUUAUGCCAAUGGUCAAUAUGUUCUCUUUCUUUAUAAUUAUUAAAAUCACCACAAACAUUUGGAUAAAGUAACAUAAAUACACAUGCACACAUACAGUGAUUACAAGCUAUUGCAUUAGGAUCAUCACACAGACCGAUUCGUUUAAUUGCACCCUGAAAUGUUCCCCUGUUACUAGUUAAUUAGUUCUCGGCAAACAAGAGAAAUUAAUUGAAAGGGAGCCAAGAAAGAAAGACUUGGAAUGAUUUUCUGCGCAGAAUUCUGAUCUAAACACUUCUCGAAGACCGUAUUCAGCCAGAUGUCUCGCUAUCUGCUCCCCCUCAUUCCUGGCUCGGUCUCACUGUCCCUUGGAGACUUGCCAAAACACUAUGUACCAAGACAAGGCUCCGUUUACUGCUGACAAAUCUUCAAUAAUACAUGGCCUAGUCAGAUCUACUAACUCCAAAAUACAGCAAUGUUAUUGCCACUGGAUCUGCCUUUGUUUGAUCCACUGAAAGAUGGCAGGCCGAAUGGCUUGCCAACGCUCACUUAAGCCAUUGCGAAUUUUGAUUAAUCGAGCUACAAAAAAGUUUAGCAAAACCUCUUUUCACAAUUUGCUUUAAAUAUACUUAGAAGAAGUAAAAUGUAGCAUUUCUGUAGCGUAUGAUGACGUAUUUAUUAUGGAAUGCUUUACAUUAGGAUUUUUUUUUAAACUAUCUGCGCCCCCCAUUUGUCUUCAAAAACUGUACUAUGUCUAAACCAUGUAUUAUAACCUACAUUUGCUUGUGGAAGUGGAUUAUGAACGCCUAGUUGGCAAAGGAACUUUCUUACAUAGCCAUAUUUGCAGGUAUACAUAUUUAUAUUGUGUUUACAUUACAUGUUAACAGCAAAGAUUGAACGCUAUACAAACCUAUCAGUUGAAUAGGAAGAGCAGAGCAUUCUGGGAAAUAUCUCCCCAGCACAUACACUAGGACAGGGAAAGGCAACCUUCGGCACUCCAGAUGUUGUGGACUACAUCCCCCAUAAUGCUCUUAUAUCCAUAAUGCCAGCAAAGCAUCAUAGGAGGUGUAGUCCAAAACAUCUUGAGUGCCGAAGGUUGAAUAUGCCUGCAAUAGGAAGUGAAAGGGCAUGGAGUCAUACAAAUUUAGGGUAAAAAUAUGGUUACCAGAGUCACUAUGUUUUCAUGGACACAUAUAAUGUAUACAUAUUGAUGGGCAGCACAUGAAAAAGGUUGCCCCGAAGUAUGUAGAACUCAGAAGAAGGUGUAUAAGAUGUAGUAAUUAGGCAAUGAGGAAUCCUGUAGAAUAUGCAUUAUACAUAGUGCAGGGCAACUGGUUUUUAUAAGCAUGACAAACUGAUAUGUGUCCCUGAAAACAUGGAAUUGGUAAUCCUAGUAAAAAAAAAACCCUGCUUUCACUCACCUUAAUUCCAGUACCAAGGUCCAUUUGCAGUGGCUCAGUCGACAGCCACUAGACUCGAGGAUGUCUUGACCCCCUGAAAUUACAAUGUUUUCACUUGCAGGGUUAAAGGCACACGCCAGAUCCCUAAAAACACUUUAGCUUGCUGAAAAGCUUUAUGUGUGAAGAGUGUGUCCUCUUUUUUUUAUUUUGAAAAAAGUGCAGGUUUCAAUACAAAUUUACACUUUUAUGAAUUAACCUGAUUACACCCCUUGACUUUCAAGCAUACAAUUACAUUUGGAAGUCUGUGAUUGGACAGUCGCAUAAAGUCUGGGCGGGGUUAGAAGGGGAGGGUUUGUAAAGCCAGCAGACAAGAGAUUUGCAGUUUUUGCAAGUUGUUUUUUAAACAGAACAACAAUUUUAAAAAAAUGCAUAAUGAAAUGUUACAAAUCAAGUUUUCAUUUGGGAUAUAUCUUUUUUUUAUAUAUUUUGUAUUUGGGCAGUCGAUUGUUCCUUUGCGUUUAAGUCAUCUGUUGUUCAUAUUGAACUGGUUAACUUUUAAGUUCCACUACGUUUAAGGCCAAAGCAGACAAACUGGUCUACUGUGCUUCCAGUUUGAUUAUUUUGGCCUUAAUGUUUAAAUUCACCUUGCACCAAGAUUCUGCUGAGUUUAUAAUUUGAUGUGGACCAUCAGGGAUUGAUAUUACUGAUAUUUACCCACGCUUAUCCCAAGCCCCCAGCUCAGAAUAUAAAUGUACACUAAAACUCUAUAAUGCACUUUCUCUGGAUUGGAAACUGACAGCACAGAAAAACAUAAUGAUAAACCUGCAAAUGACUUUUAACCCUUUGUCUCCAGGGAAGUAAGACGAAGAAAUGAUUGGGGAGCAUUGGGAUCUCAUUAAUAAGCACAGCUGAGUCUAAUUAGAUAACAGGCAGGAUGACAGUAUAUGUCACUCAAAGUCACACAGCGGCUGGUGUUAAAAUAGGUACCAACGCAGUGGUUCAACACAGAAUUGUCUGCUUCUCUAGAGAAGAUUGGGUUAUAGCCAGGAUCCUUUUAGCAGUAAUCUUGUGUUUUUUAAGGAAGGGGAAUAAUUUGAUUUUAUAUAUAUAUUUGCAGGUGUGAAAAGGAAAGGUUUAAUCACUGUGAUGCAGGUGGCAAUCUCUAGGGAAAGGGUAGGGCUACAUGUUUAGAUAGAAAAUAUUAAUCUUGUGUGUCACAACCAUUCUCAAGUGUGAUUGUCAGGCGGGAGGAAAUAGUUUCUCUCUUAUCACACGUUGGAGAUGCACCACAGCUUCCUAUACACACAUCACUUUUACUGUAAAUACCGCCCUGUAAUGUGUGCUAUGCAGAACUGCCCAUUUCAUUAAUUGAUUUCCCUUCUUUAGCAUAGGAAGACUACACAGAGGUGCAUAUUAACGCAGGCAGAACUUUUCAUGUGCAUCCCAUCAGCAUGAAUGUCAUGUCAAGAGUGUGGAUCACAACCUUCUACCACAGAACACUAAGGAGAUUUAAGAAAGCCACACAGAUAUAUUUGAGAUAUUUUUGGUGUAGGGAGUGUUCGGAUUUUCAUGCUGUAACUAUUGUUUUUUGAAUAUAAGCCAUUUUUUCUUCAACAAAAUAGAUUUAUCGAUCAUUCCGUCACUUUUUCCAUCCAAAAUGUGUUUUUUUUUCCCUUCCCUUUUUUCUGCUGCUCUAAAUUUGUUGGUCCUGUCUGCAAGUGAGAUUUCUUUAAAUAAUGGUGGAAUUUAGGUAGAAGGAAAAAAAAAUAAAAAAAUUUUUGGAACAAUUUAAUGAAUAUGAACAGAGCACGGAUAAAACAAAACAUAAAAGCCACUUUUCAAUAUACUUUGAUAAUUCCCCCCCACUAUGUCUGUCCAAUCAGAAUGAGGCAGAACUGAGACUACAUUUUCUGUGGUCCAUACAAAGGGCUCAUCAAUAACAAAGUAAAGAAGUGCACUCCAAUAUGGCACAAACUGUCCACUAACCUUUAAUUUGGACACAGCUACACUUGGCAGACUCCCAUGUGUAAAGGGAAGUGUCCCUAAACUUCUACAUUGUGGGUGGGUAGGACAUGCUCCAGUAGUAUGCAGUAUUCAUAUGCUGCAGGAGGGGCAUCAAUUGACUAAUCAACACAGUUCAUUUGGGGCCCCUCCUUGACUAACAAAUUGACUUUCUUCCUACUUCAGGUCAGCACUAUUCAUGUAUUGCCCAUCAACCUACAGAAAUAACAGGUGCCAGAUAGCUUUUUCACUAAAGUGAAAAGUUUCUGGAUUUUAAAGUGAUUUUAAAAUUUAAGGCAAAAUUAGCGUAGCAGACUUGAAGUUCAGCUACUGUGGCCUUAGCUUUAAAAGUUCACUUUAUUCCCAACACUUCUCACUUUAGUGAGACUUCAGUAAACAUGAGGAAGAUUUAUCAAAAGGUUGUGUUCUAAAAAUAAAUGCUAAUAUUGUAAAAGUGGAGUACAGUAAUCACCAACAGACUGUGCCUCCUGGUCACAUUGGUUUCCGUGGUGAUUGCAUCACUUUUACAUGGUUAUUUACUUUUAAAGUGAAUUUCACAUUUAAGGUCAAAACAGCCAAUCCAGAUAAAUUCUCCCAUUCAGCUAUGCUUUCAGUUCGAUUACUUUGUCCCCCAAUUUGAAAUCCACCUACAAUUCCUUGAAAUUCACACAGAAUUCUGCGUAACCCUUUGAUAAAUCUCCCUCUGUGCACCAGUCAUCCCUUCUCCCAGCCAGAUUUUGCUUUGCAGCCAAUUGUACCCUUCUACUCCUCGAGACCUUCAAGAAGUCACUCUAAUUACCUACACUGUAAUAUUAUUGUGCUUUAAUGAACACAGCUCCAUUACAAAGUCAUCAUUUCUGACAUGCAGUAAUGACACAGACCCGUGUGACAGGAUACUGUACAGCUAAUGGAUUAUGUCAGUAAUUUAAAAGAUAAAUUAAGUCAUUCUAUGUAGACAAAUCAGAUCGAUGCAUAUGCUACAUAUGGGAGACAUCAGGACAUGUUGCACGUAAGACAUCACAGUACAUAAUAGUUUGUGUCACAUACAGUACAUAAUUACACAAAAUAAAAGUGACAUUAUACACUUGGACACAUAGUAAUGAUGGAACGUAUAUGUGAUAUGCGUAAAUUGUAUAUAUAGAAACAUAAUGUGACGGCAGAUAAGAACCAUUCGGCCCAUCUAGUCUUCCCAAUUUUUAAAAAUACUUGCCUAUCCGACACAUGCUUAAACUCCUUUACUGUGUUAACCUCUACCAUUUUAGCUGGAAGGCUAUUCCAUGCAUCCACUACCCUCUCAGUAAAGUAAUACUUCCUGAUAUGAUUUUUACCCUUUGCCCCUCUAAUUUAAGACUAGGUCCUCUAGUUGUGGUAGUUUUUCUUCUUUUAAAUAUAGAAGUAUACGUGAUUCAUACAUUACCGGACACAGGACAGAUACUGGUACGAUAGAUAUUUCUAAUAAAAUGACUUGCUCUACACAUGAUCAACAUAAUUUCACAUUUGUCUGCCAAUUAACAGAAUGCAUUUUUCAGCUGCUCCGAGGUUCUUCCCAUUUCAUGUCACCUAUAGGUACGGUAAACCCUUCUAUGCAAGAGGCACGUCUUCUGCAUGCAAUGUAUGCUGGGUAAUAAUUAGCACUGCAUAUAGAAUGCACAGGAACACACCUAGCGCAUGUUAAGUGUGUGGAGUGAACUAUGUACAGGAUUAUUCAAUGAAGUGAGAAUUUCUGGGCAUUCAAAGUGUAUUGCCAGGGAAUUUUAAAAUUUAAGGCCAAAGUAGCCGAUGCUAACUUUUUUUUUUUUUUUUUACUUUGGCUAAUUUAAGCCUUAAAUUGUAAAUUCACUUUAAAUUCAUGACUAUUCUCACUUUCCUGAAGAACUCUGAUAUAGUACAGAAUUAUAUUUAUAAAGCAUCAGAAAACUAGACUGGUAAGCGAUUUGUUACCAAUCCACAAGGUCUAUCAAAUAGUAUAAAACUGCUCUUGUUAGAAUAUUGAAACAGUAACUCUCGCAGUGAAUUAUAUCAGAAGUGCUGGAUAGAUGUAACAAGAGGCUUACCGAUACUCCUUCACCUUACUGAUCUUAUAAAAGACUUCAGCGUUUCUGUAUAGAGGAAUGGUACAUGGUUAAACUAAAUAGAAAGAAAUACAAACAUCUCAGUGGUCCUACGUUUGUAUGCUACCUCAUAGAUCACCAGCUGUGUAUAUAUAUACUAUGUUAAACACUAAAUAGCCAUAGCCAGGAGUCAUUCAAUGAAUUCUGCCUGCUAAAAAUGCCCUAAAGGAAUCCCCAUCGUAGAGAGUAGUCCCUAUAGGUAUGCUUGAUAAAUCCUUAAAGGACCACUAUAGGCACCCAGACCACUUCAACUUUAAGAAGUGGUCUGGGUGCCAGGUCCAGCUAGGGUUAACCCCCCUUUUUUUUUUUUUUAUAAACAUAGCAGUUUCAGAGAAACUGCUAUGUUUAUAAAUAGGUUAAUCCAGCCUCUAAAGCCUCUAGUGGCUGUCUCAUUGACAGCCGCUAGAGGCGUUUGCGUGCUUCUCACUGAAAAUCACAGUGAGAAGACGCAAGCGUCCAUAGGAAAGCAUUAUGAAUGCUUUCCUAUGAGACUGGCUGAAUGCGCACGCAGUUCCUGCUGCGCAUUCAGCCGAAGAGGAGGAGAGGAGGCGGAGAGGAGGAGGAGAGCUCCCCGCCUGGCGCUGGAGAAAGAGGUAAGUUUAACCCCUUCCUCUCCCCAGAGCCCGGCGGGAGGGGGUCCCUGAGGGUGGGGGCACCCUCAGGGCACUAUAUCUUUUCCUGGCACUAUAGUCAUCCUUUAAACCAUAACAAAACAAGUGCCAAACUAAAAAGUGCCGUGGUUUAAAAUAAAAAAGUCAUGAAGCCUGCCUGACGCGCAUUUCGGCGCUACUGAAACGCCUUUGUCUUAGACACUCUCUACGAUGGGGAUUCCUGUAGGGCAUUUUUAGCAGGCAGAAUUCAUACAGCGCUACGGAAUCUGAUGGCGCUAUAUAAAUAAUAAAAUAAUAAUUGAGCGACUCCUGGCUAUGGCUAUUUAGUGUUAAACAUAGUAUAUAUAUACACACAGCUGGUGAUCUAUAAGCAGGGCCGUCUUUAACGCGGGGCAAACGGGGCAGCUGCCCCGGGCCCUGUCCCUGCUGGGGGGCCCGAGGUAACUACCCUGUUUGCCCUCUGCCCACAAACUAUGGUGGCCCAUCGGGUGGCCCAUGCACUUAGGGCCACCCGGUGGGCCUGUGUCAGCAGGGGCCCGGUCGGGCGCUGUGGCGCUUUAACAGCGCGACCGGGCCCUUGCUUUUCGGCAGCACUGGGAGGAAGUGACAGCCGUGCGUCACUUCCUCCCACAGAAACAGGAGCCGCGCGGGAGGAAGGCGGACCAGCUGUUCCGGAGGGGGCCAGGCCGGGAGCUUAACUCCCAGCCAGCCCACUGGACCCCAGGGAAGCCACCCUCCAGGAAAAGGUAAGAAACUGGAGGGUGGUUAUCAAAGUCUGUCAGUGUAUCUGUAUGUCUGUGUGUGUGAGAGUCUGUCAGUGUCUGUGUGGUUCAGUAUGUCUGUAUGUGUGUAUGUCUGUCAGUGUGUCAGUAUGUCUGUGUGUGAGUCUGUCAGUGUCUGUGUGUAUGUGUGUUUCAGCAUGUCUGUCUGUCUGUGUGCCAGAAUGUCUGUCUGUGUGCCAGAAUGUCUGUCUGUGUGCCAGUAUGUCUGUCAGUGUGUCAGUAUGUCUGUGUCUGUGAGUCUGUCAGUGUCUGUGUGUUUCAGUAUGGCUGUCUGUGAGUUUCAAAAUGUCUGUAUGUGUGUAUAUCUGUCAGUGUCUGUGUGUUUCUGUCUGUGUCUGUGUGUGUGCCAGAAUGUGUGUAUGUCUGUCAGUAUGUCUAUGUGUGAGUCUGUCAGUGUGGUUCUGUAUGUCUGUGUUUGUCAAUAUGUCUGUCAAUGUCUGUGUGUAUGUGUGUUUCAGUAUGUCCGUCUGUCUGUGUGUAUAUGUGCCAGUAUGUCUGUCAGUGUAUCUGUAUGUCUGUGUGUGUGAGAGUCCAUCAGUGUCUGUGUGGUUCAGUAUGUCUUUGUGUAUGUGUGUUUCAGUAUGGUUUUCUGUGUGUGAGUCUGUGUCAGUACGUCUGUCAGAAUGUGUCUCUGUAUCUGUAUGUUGUCCAUUUGUAUUUGUGUGUGUAUCUGUAUGUGUCAGUGUUUGUAUCUGUAUAUCUGCAUGUGUGUCAGGUUGUGUAUCUAUAAGUAGUCAGUGUGUGUACCUUUGUAUCUGCAUGUAUGUCAGUGUUUGUAUCUGUGUGUGUGUCAGUGUAUCUAUAUGUAGUCUGUGUGUAUCUGUAUGUUCUUGUGUGUAUCUAUAUGUGGUCAGUGUGUAUCUGCAUGUGUGUCAGGUAGUGUAUUUGUGUGUAUCUAGACGUAGUCACGGGGCCCAAGUAAAUGCUCGCCCAGGGUCCAAUCUAAAUUAAAGACGGCCCUGUCUAUAAGGUAGCAUACAAACGUAGGACCACUGAGCUGUUUGUAUUUCUUUCUAUUUAGUUUAACCUUGUACCAUUCCUCUAUACAGAAACGCUGAAGUCUUUUAUACGAUUAGUAAGGUGAAGGAGUAUCGGUUUACACUUUAAGCCUCUUGUUACAUCUAUCCAGCACUUCUGAUAUAAUUUACUGCGAGAGUUACUGUUUCAAUAUUCUAACAAGAGCAGUUUUAUACUAUUUGAUAGACCUUGUGGAUUGGUAACAAAUCGCUACACAGUCUAGUUUUCUGAUGCUUUAUGUAUCUAAUAUUAUAGACCGUUUGACUAUACAAGAUACAUAAUUUUCAUUCCUUUUACAUAUUGGCAUUGUACACGAAUCUCUACCUUAUAUUCGCUAUUUGCCAUUUUAGGAGCCUCCUAUAGACCGCUAUCCCUCCUCUCCAUCAGGUCUGCUGAGCUUAUUAGCUCUCCUUAAGGAUUUAGAUGUGGUGUGAUCAUUUCAGUUUUAUUUUUUGACACUUAUGUUCUUUAAUAAAAUGUGAUUUUAUUCUGUAUUAAUUUGCAAACCCAGGGAAUUAAUUGUGCCCUUUGGACUUAAUGUCCCCAGGGUCACUUCAGUGUUCAGUUUUAAAUUUAAAAGGGUUACCCCCUGUUAUAAGUUCUCUUGACACACUAUAUGUCCCUUCUAUUUAGGGACAUUGUUUUUUGAUAAAUCUCCCCCAUAGAGUGUUACAGAUUUUGUUGCUGCAUGCAGAGGGCACAGAAGCUUGCAUGUUACGUGUGCUGAGAAACAUCAGCUGAUUGAAGGGCGAGCAGGGUGGCAUAAUGAGCACAACGAGCUGCACGCAGCAGGGAUAUUUAAUGCUGUAGAUGAACUACAAAUCCCAAGAAUCUUUGCCAGCAGUAAAGGACACUAUAGUUAUCAGACCCACUACAGCUUAAUGCAUACCUCCCAACAUUGAGGUCCUAAGAAGGGAAUAUUGGGGGUAAAAGGUGUGUGGUCAGUGAAAGGACUUCUCCACUGGCUUCACCCACUGGGGGGAAGGGGCAGACCCACCCAGAAAGGGGCGAGUCCAUUUGAAUUACUGAAUUACUGUCAGGUAAGCCUGGCAUGAAUGCAUGUCAGUCUGCCUGCCAAUCAAGCAGGGCAGUCCAAUGAGGGCAGAGCGUUCAGAGACCACUGUUUUGGAGACAGUUUCCUGGUGUUGCCAUAAGCAGGACACCAGGAGAGAAAUAGGACUUUCAAGAAAAAAAUUAAAAUAAAUAAAAGUUGAGAUUGUCCCGCUGAAUCGGGUAUGUUAGGAGGCAUAUAUUGGUUCUAGGGCAGAGAGCUUGUCUGGGCAGGGUCAGCACUGCACUAGAGGGACUUCCUUGGUUUGCUCCUCCCAAGGCAUUUGGCAUUUCUAAUGCUUUAGUGUCUCUUUAAAACUGGCAAUGGCUCAUGGGAGAUGUAGUUCUGUAACAGUUGUGUAUUUACGCCGUUCUGGCGUUCAGAGUGCAGGGGCACAGCUGCUGAAACUAUAUAUGUCCUGACUUUUUAAACUGCAAGAGAGAGAUGUAUUUAAUAUGAAGCUAUCGCUGUAGAUCCUUGAUUAAACAUUUAUGGUUGGCAUCCGAAGUAGGGUUGCCAGAUCUAGCAUGCUUUGCAGGAUACGCUAAUACAUGUGGACAGCCAGCAUGAAAUGUUUUGCCCUGUACUACGUGGAAUUCAGAGGUUUCAGGAAGUAAUGUAAAUUAUUAAUCAUGGUGGAAUCAGAAAAGAGAUACCUUAAAUAGUUCACCGAUUUCCUUCCUGCAACAAAGCAGGUACAUAAUACAGGGCAACACUUUUCCUGUUCUGCUUAUCAGAAAUGAUGCGUGUCCAAGAAAACAUGGUGGAAAUGGCAACCCCUUGAUAUUUUGGGAGGUAAAAGGUAUGGCAGCUGUGUGUAAAGUGUACAACUAACGUGCAGUAUAUAAUUUUUGCUGUAUGUAAGAUCUUGUUAAAGGGACACUGCAAACACUAUAACCAUUUCAUCUUACUGAAUUGGUUGCAGUGCCUGGAGUCCUCUGGCACGGUCCCUCAAUUUCAGAUAAGUUUAACACUAAAUUAGAGUACCUGGCCACAUACAGCCUAGCCUAAUUCCUACUGGAGAUUUGGCUAAAGCAGAGAUUACACACUUUCUUAUAUAGCCAUACCAAUUCAUACCAAUGGGCGCUGUAAUAGGUUGAAAGCGAUUAGCAGGACACUUACAGCCAAUCAUAGCCACCCAUUUUUACUCAGGGUAAUGUUUUCUCAUUAGCCCAAGCAACACAGGGGGGGUGGGCUGCUGGAGACUCUCGUUUAGCAUUAAAACAUUAAAAAAAACGCUUGUUGUUGAGUGGAAGGAUAGAGCCAGAGGACUCCAGACACUAUAACCACUUCAAUGAUAUUAAGCAGUUACAGCGCCAACAGUGUCCCUUUAAUGUCAUGUAGAAAAAAACUUAACUGAUGCAUGUUAUAGGUAUGUUAUCUCCAUAUUAGUUUGUAGGGACAUAUUCACUGAAUGACUUUAUGGCAAAGAAUGUUAGGUAGCGUACCUGCUGUGCAUUAUGGAUGCAAAUGCAUGUUUAUAGCAUAAUAAUGAAAAAUAGGGACAUGCAUGCUUUGGUAAGAUUAUCAUAAGAUGUAUGUUUAUUCUGUGCCUAUUGUAUUUAUAUGUUCAAUGUAGAGAAAUAUAUUAGUAUUGUCGGAGAUAUGCAUGCAUGUUCAAAAGGCCCCAUACGUUUAAUAUUGUGUUUCUACAUAUUUGGGGCUUUAAAGAGCCAUCGUGUAAGGUGAAAUUCUCACUAGGAUGCUAGAAAAUGUCCGAAUACUUUUCCGUAACAAAUUGCCAUAUAAAUUGCUAAGAGGAGACAUUUGCAAAUCUAUUUUUGGAUACAUUUUCCAGCUGUGAUAGUUUUGGCUUAAAGGGACACUAUAGUUACCAAAACAACUUAACAGCUUAAUGAAGCAGUUUUGGUGUACAAAUCAUGUCCCUGCAGUAUCGCUGCUCAAUUCUCUGCUAUUUAUGUGUUAAAUCACUUUGUUUAUGAACCCUAGUCACACCUCCCUGCAUGUGACUUGCACAGCCUUCCUAAACACUUCCUGUAAAGUUUAUCCUUCCUUUAUUGCAAGUUCUGUUUUUUUUAGAUUUUCUUAUCCCCUGCUAUGUUAAUAGCUUGCUAGACCCUGCAAGAGUCUCCUGUAUGUGAUUAAAGUUCAAUUUAGAGUUGAGAUACAAUUAUUUAAGGUAAAUUACAUCUGAUUGAAAGUGAAACCAGUUUGUUUUUUUUCAUGCAGGCUGUGUCAAUCAGAGCUAGGGGAGGUGUGGCUAGGGCUGCAUAAACCGAAACAAAGUGAUUUAACUCCUAAAUGGCAGUGAAUUGAGCAAUGAAAUCGGAGAAGCAUGAUCUAUACACUAAAUCUGCUUCAUUAAGCUAAAGUUGUUUAGGUGACUAUAGUGUUCCUUUAAAUUUUGCAACAUGUUGUGGACUCAAUAUUUACUCAAAGAUUUGAGGAUUUAUUGGGUAAAUGAGAAAUGUUUAGGGAUUUAUUCUCUAACCUCCAAAUUUUAGUGACUUGAAAAACAAAUUGUAAAAUUUUGGCAAAAAGUGCAGAUUUUGAAAAAUUCUCUUACUUUGAGUUACAGCUUGGCUAUUUUAAAGUUGUCUCUCCCAAUUAUUUACUCAUGCCAAUUGUUUGGGCACUAUACAUUAUCUACAAUCAUUAACGCAAUUCUACACUCUGUAGCUUCUUAAAGGAAGACUUUGCUCAGCACAACAACCUCAUCUUAAAGAAGUCGGUAUGGUGUCUCCAGGUGCUCUUACCUUAAAGGGUUAAACCAUUCUUGUAUAGUUUAACCCCAAAGCUUGCCUCCAACCCCUAUCUCCAGGUCCCCCAGGCGGCAUUCAACUUCUAAAAUGGAGUUACAGGAACCGCAGAGUGCAGACUGGUAGGGGCACCGCUGAUUGACUAGAGCGGUCAGCUGAUACUAAGUAGCUCCUAAAUAAAAAAAGAAAGUUACAAUGGAGAUUGUGUCUGAAGGCAAACUUUGAGGUUAAACUGUUCAAGAAUGGUUUAAUCCCUUAAGGUGAGAGCGCUAGGGGGCCAUUUGGCACCAUAACAACCUCAUGUAGAUUAAGUUGUUAUAGUGACCAGAGUGUUCCUUUAAGAAGCUACACAGUGUAGAAUUGUGGUAGUGAUUGUAGUAAAUGUAUGGUGCCCGAACAAUUGGGAUGAGUAAAUCAUUGAGAGAGACAAACCUUUUAGGGUUUUACUUACAAUACAGAAAAUUGUGGACAAUUGCAGAUUUUAGCCCAAAUUUGCCAAACUGUAAAAAUUCCCCAACAGAUUUAUUUGCAAUUCUGCUAUUCUGCCCUAAGCUUUGUUUUAAUCUGGUCAUUUCUCCACAACUCCUCAUCUAGUGAAUGAAUAUCUUAUAACUGUGUCAUCUGUUUAAUCCCUUUAACCCCUUAAGGACCAAACUUCUGGAAUAAAAAGGAAUCAUGACAUGUCACACAUGUCAUGUGUCCUUAAGGGGUUAAGGACGCAGCUUCAGAAGGAAAAGGCCUGCAUGAUGGAAAAUUUCCGUUGUGUCCAUAAGGGGUUAAAAUGGCUAAAGAUACAUUGUACACGGCACUACUUUCCCCCGUUUACAUUAUUUGCAAUUGCUCGUGACUUCCCAACAAUUCACUGUUUACUAAAAUAAGAACUGAAAAUGAAUUUGAAAUUUGAAUAACUUUGACUCAAACACCAAGCCCUCCUUGUAAUGGAUAGUGCCACAUAUUAUAAACGUUGGGUGAUGUAAAGGAAAACCACAAAUGUGAGCUAAUAUUUUAAUCCUUUCUCUCGGCAGAAUGAGUCCUGGGGGAAGCAGUAUUCUCACGCCAUAUUCAAGGCCAUGAGUCACAUGCUCUGCAUCGGGUAUGGCCAGCAAGCUCCGGAGGGCAUGACUGACGUGUGGCUCACCAUGCUAAGCAUGAUUGUGGGGGCCACCUGUUAUGCCAUGUUUAUUGGCCAUGCCACUGCUCUCAUUCAGUCACUGGACUCCUCCCGCCGGCAGUACCAGGAGAAGGUGGGCAACAUCAAACAUCAAUAUCCAACUCAUCUUAGGGUGGGGUGCAAUAGUAAGAUAGCACACUGGGGCUAGGUGUGAGGAGGGGGGCCAUGACCAGACUGGUAAAAAGAUACGUGCCAUACUGCUAUAUGUAGAGAGAGAGGAGCCAUACUGCUAUAUGUAGAGAGAAGGAGCCAUGCGGCUAUAUGUAGAGAGAGAGGAGCCAUACUGCUAUAUGUAGAGAGAGAGGAGCCAUACUGCUAUAUGUAGAGAGAGAGGAGCCAUACGGCUAUAUGUAGAGAGAGAGGAGCCAUACGGCUAUAUGUAGAGAGAGAGAAGCCAUACUGCUAUACGUAGAGAGAAGGAGCCAUACUGCUAUAUGUAGAGAGAAGGAGCCAUACUGCUAUAUGUAGAAAGAGGAGCCAUACGGCUAUGUGUAGAGAGAGAGGAGCCAUAUGGCUAUGUGUAGAGAGAGGGGAGCCAUACGGCUAUGUGUAGAGAGAGAGGAGCCAUACGGCUAUGUGUAGAGAGAGAGGAGCCAUACGGCUAUAUGUAGAGAGAGAGGGGAGUCAUAAAGCUAUAUGUAGAGAGCAGCCAUACCGGUAUAUGUAGAGAGGAGCCAUACCGGUAUAUGUAGAGAGAGGAACCAUACUGGUAUAUGUAGAGAGAAGGAGCUAUACAGCUAUAUGUAGAGAGAGAGAGGAGUCAUACUGCUAUAUGUAGAGAGAGAGAGGGGAGCCAUACUGCUAUAUGUAGAAAGAGAGGAGUCAUACUGCUAUAUGUAGAGAGAGAGAGGGGAGCCAUACUGCUAUAUGUAGAAAGAGAGGAGUCAUACUGCUAUAUGUAGAGAGAGAGAGGGGAGCCAUACUGCUAUAUGUAGAGAGAGAGAGGAGCCAUACUGCUAUAUGUAGAGAGAGAGAGGAGCCAUACUGCUAUAUGUAGAGAGAGAGAGGAGCCAUACGGCUAUAUGUAGAGAGAGAGAGAGGAGCCAUACUGCUAUAGUUAGAGAGAGAGAGGAGCCAUACGGCUAUAUGUGGAGAGAGGAGCCAUACGGCAAUAUGUAGAGAGAAGCCAUAGCAGUAUAUGGAGAGAGGAGCCAUAGCGGUAUAUGGAGAGAGGAGCCAUAGCGGUAUAUGGAGAGAGGAGCCAUAGCGGUAUAUCUAGAGAGGAGCCAUAGCGGUAUAUGUAGAGAGGAGCCAUAGCGGUAUAUAGAGAGGAGCCAUACCGGUAUAUGUAGAGAGGAGCCAUAGCGGUAUAUGUAGAGAGGAGCCAUACCGGUAUAUGUAGAGAGGAGCCAUACUGGUAUAUGUAGAGAGGAGCCAUAGCGGUAUAUGUAGAGAGGAGCCAAAGUGGUAUAUGGAGAGAGGAGCCAUACCGGUAUAUCUAGAGAGGAGCCAUAGCAGUAUAUGUAGAGGAGCCAUACCGGUAUAUGUAGAGAGGAGCCAUAGCGGUAUAUGUAGAGAGGAGCCAUAGUGGUAUAUGGAGAGAGGAGCCAUACCGGUAUAUCUAGAGAGGAGCCAUAGCAGUAUAUGUAGAGGAGCCAUAGCAGUAUAUGUAGAGGAGCCAUACCGGUAUAUGUAGAGAGAAGCCAUACCGGUAUAUGUAGAGAGGAGCCAUAGCGGUAUAUGUAGAGAGGAGCUACACUGGUUGCUAUGGAUAGAGAAAGCGGACAUAGGGAUGAGGUGGGACUAGAAGAGAUCAGGGAAUGCAGAGUUCAGUACAGACAAGGCCAGAGAACCAUCCUGAGAUAAGUACAGAUACAGGAGCAAGUCUUAUUGGGUUUAGUACAGAUGUUGCCAUAGAGAGAGAACCUUACUGAGUCAGUACAGAGGGGCCAUACAGAGAGAGUUCGUACCAAGGCUUUCAUAGAGAGACAGGGUAAUUCACUAAAGAGGAUUUCUCUUAUUAAACUAUGCUUCCAGUUCUGCUAUUUUAACCUAUUACAAUAUGAAGUCUGCUGAAUGAUAGAAUCUGGGUGCCAGGACUCUCCUUGCAUUUAAAAAUAUUAAGAGGGUUUGCCAUCCCGUGAGUCUGGAGUAGCAGUAUAUUAUUUAUAUUAUAUUCCAUUAUAUUAUAUUUUUUAGAAAAACUGACUUCAGAGGAUGUGUGCAGUUCCUACUGGAAGCAUAUUUGCAACACAUUUCUCUCUAACUGAUAUAGCCACAUUAAGCAGGUGGUCUAGAUAGAGGGAAAAUGCCAGUACUGAAUUAAGGAAGUGAGCAAUACUGGGAGAAGUAAAUUAAGUAAGGCCAAUACCUGGUUUGACAUAACGAGAGGGGGCCCAUGCCCAGUCAAAAGGGCCAUGCCAGGCCUGGUAGGUGUGAAAUCAUGGCAGCCCCGAUAAAUGGGAAGUGUCUUGCACGUCCUAGUAAAAGCUGAUGUGUUAUGGUGGGAUACGUAGAAAGAGAAAGUACCGAGUGAGAGUGGUAGUGAGACAGGUGGCCACGUAGAGGUCCAUGCUGGAAGGACUCAUCCAAGCAUGACUGUUACAUACAUGUGCAUGUAGUUUUAGACAAGAGUGCAGACUGAUACCCAUUUUCUUUGUGUUGCUUAGUAUAAACAAGUGGAGCAGUACAUGUCCUUCCACAAACUUCCUCCAGACACGAGGCAAAGAAUUCAUGAAUAUUAUGAGCAUCGCUACCAAGGAAAGAUGUUUGACGAAGAGAAUAUUCUUGGAGAGCUUAGCGAACCCUUGAAAGAGGUUAGUGAUUCUUUCCUGUUCCCAGAGACUGUAUCCAUUCGUAGGAUCUCUAUUGUGCAUGGAAGCCCCCAUGAGAUCCUUGUACAUGCUGCUCUUCUCUCUUCGACCAUCUCACCAGGUUUCUUAAUAUCUGACAUUUCUUCUAACUGCAGGAGAUCGUCAACUUCAACUGCCGCAACCUUGUUGCCAACAUGCCGCUCUUUGCCAACGCUGACCCCAAUUUUGUAACCGCCAUGUUAACAAAGCUUCGAUUUGAAGUGUUUCAGCCAGGAGACUAUAUCAUACGCGAGGGUACCGUGGGCAAAAAGAUGUACUUCAUUCAGCAUGGCGUUGUGAGCAUCCUGACCAGAGGCAGCAAGGAGACCAAGCUCUCCGAUGGCUCCUAUUUUGGAGGUGAGAUGACAAUGGAAUCCAAAUCUUAGGUGACAAUACAGGCUUUUCUAAAAUAAAAUAAAAACACAAAGUAGUGGUAUUUAUCCGUGCAUAUCAACAUUGCUCUAUAUAGACUAUGCACAUGCAUCAGGUGUGUGCACACCCUUAGCUACAGAGAAGCAUCUUCUAGAUUGCACGGUUACAUAUACAUCAACAUGUGCACUUCACCUACAUCACUAUGCCAUUCUACACAUAUCAGGGGCUGCACAAAUCACAACAUCCAACAUACAUGGAAAGGCUCCCCAACCUUCCACAUACAAGUUGCAUUCUUUGAUGGUCCCACAUCCAUGCUAUUAAGCAGAUUUAUCAUCUACUCUGUUUAUAUGUUGGGCUCUCUCGGUUUCAGAAAUCUGCUUGCUGACACGGGGUCGUCGUACGGCAAGUGUACGCGCAGAUACCUACUGUCGCCUGUAUUCCCUGUCUGUGGAUAAUUUUAAUGAAGUCUUGGAAGAAUAUCCUAUGAUGAGACGGGCCUUUGAGACGGUGGCAAUGGAUCGUCUGGACAGAAUCGGUGGGUACCCAACACUUCCUCUGUGCAUCGAUGCAUGUGGUCUAGAACUCCAUAAUAAACAAACAGGAAAUGGUAUUAUGGGUGAUUUGUUCACACAGCAUGGGCACAUGAUUUAAACAAGUACUUUUUCACUGAAUAUAGUUCUUAAAAGGAUACUCUGUGCACCAUCUCUCUGGAGUUGUUAUGGUGUUUGCGAUUAAGCGGUUUAAUAAUGGUUUAACUCCUCUAAGGGAAGACAACCCGCAAAGUACUCUCAAUGGAGCCCACCUUCUUGGAGUACUCAAGACCUGCAUCCCUAUAUGAUUAUCCAGCCAGUCCAGGUUUCAGUGGUCAAAUUAUCCUCAAAAUUAAAAAAAUUGUUUACAUAUUAAAAAAAAAAAGACACAAAUGCAGGUCCCUGCCUGAUCCACGUGCUAAAACCUGCAUAUUAGCAGGGUCUCCCUGAUUAACUGCACAUUUUUACUCAAUGAUGUAAAAAAAAAUUUAAAAAAAAUGUAUUGAAAUAAAAAAAUUUGUCAUGCUUCAGCGAUGAUAGUUCUCAGAAGGAAGAAGUCUCUAUGGCAGGAAUUUACAGCCAUUUGUCACCUCUGGGAAAAGCUGUAUUUAGGAAAUAAAUUGCUCUGUGUAAUAGAGAACAAGGAAUCUCCUGUGUUUAAGUGCAGGGAAUCCUUGCUGUUGGUGGAAUUGGCUUUCUAUCGUCCGCUUUGUCGUCAACGUAAUUGUGCAUCCAAAUCGACCGUCAAAUCUAAACAUUGCACCUGGGGCUAGAGUUUAAUGGGGGGAAUGUUUUCUACAAAUGUAACAUCUCUAUCUGGUCUUCUCUCAGAACUGGUACAAGCAGGAUACGGUCUAGGCCUUAAUCUGCCACCAUGUCUUAUUGUUUGCUUUACCUUCUUUCUUUAUAACAUAGCCCCCUCCUCCCUGUCUCUGUAUCCGUACAGCCCAUUCGCUUACCACCCCCAUUCUCCCUCCUCUAUUGCUCUUUCUGUGCUGCCAUCCCAGAUUACUCCCCCUCCUUUCUGAAUAGCACUCUUAAUCUGCUACUAACCUAUAAUUUCCCCCUCCAGUUAUAUCUACCGCCAUCCCAUAAUUUCCAUCGUCCCUUUAUCACUCUGUAUCUGCUACUAAGAUUAUACUACAGCUCUAUUUGCCACUAUUACAUAAUUUCUCCCAUCCUUCCUUCUGUAUUUGUCACUCGCCUCCCCCCUCCCCCCAUCACCAUUGCUUUUACCAUGCCAUAAAUGUCCUUCUCCUGUCUGUAUCACUCUUGGCAUUUUACGCUAUUUCAUUACCUCUUUCUGUAUUUAUAUUUGCUGCUGUCUUCCCCUUCCUAUAUUAUUCUAUAGAUGUGCUGAUGUCCCCUAUCUAUUUCUCAUUUCUGUUUUACUCACUGUAUCUGCUGAUAUUCUGUAUACCGUUUCCUUCCUUUUUCCCCGUAUUAUACGAAACCGCUUCUAUCCAUCCUAAACUAUCCUAUAUCCACAUGAUAAUUUUCUUGUGUCCCCCUUCCCUUCUUCAGGUAAAAAGAACUCCAUCUUGCUACGUAAACGAGCAGAGAACAGUUCAGGAUCGGUAAACAACGAGAUAAUUCAACAGAUCGUGAAGCAUGAUCAAGACGUUGCUCACAGCAUUCAGGAUCUCCAGUCUAUGGGGGCUACACGGGAUCCUGGUUACAGAACCCUAAUCUGGGAGCCUCUGAUUCACGCUCCAGUUCAGACUGCUGCAGCCACCACAAACGUGGCUAUUGCUCUUACCCACCAGCAAAACCUACCAGCUCAUAUCUUCUUACCACCAUCUUCACUUCCAGAAACUGCCUACAUGAGUCGCCAGGCAAGAAGGUCACAACCGAGUCUUGGGCUGUCCAGGCCUUCUUCUGUAAGCUCUCCUUCUGGUGCACCGUCUCAGCAACAAACCCCAGCUGGAAUCUCUCCAUCCACACCUUGUGGUGUCCAAAAGCAGAGUGUAACUGGGCAAUGCCCUCAAGUCCCUUCACGGCAAUGUCAAUCACAAAGGGGGGAUGCUCCUAUGCUGGCAAAACCACCAUUACGGACCUCUCAGGUGCAGCUGUCUCGUUCACGUGGGACAUCAGCAUCCACCUCAGUCCUGGCAACAGGACCUACAACCUCUCAAGCAGUCCUAGGACCCCUCUCUGGGAGGACUCUACACUACAGCCUGUCAAGAGCCAGUGGUUCCCACAUCUCUCUUCUCAUGCAGCACGCAGCCAGCUCACCGCAACAGCUUGUCAAACACAGAAGCAUCCAAGGACUUCAUUUUGGGAGACUUUCACAAGAUAUUAGAUUCCUUUCUGCCUCUCAGCCUUCGUUGCCUAAUAAAAUGGCCCAGCAGCAGGAUAGUGGCACAUCCCAGCAUAGUGCAGGUUCUUCAGGGACAGCUACUAACAAAUCAUCUCCCUCUGGACCUGGGCUCCUAGUUAAGCCACCCAUACCUUCUUCCCUUUCUUCGCAUCCACAAUCAGUCCCUUCAGGGUCUUUAGCUACAUCUGGAUGCUCAAUCAGUGGUUCGUCCGCACCACAGACGCCAGUUUCUGCGAUUAGACAAAGUACACCAUCACGCAAAGGUUCUGUAGCAUUCACCUCGGAUGUUGAGAUGGGCAAACCAAAACUGCCAUCUAAUAUGUGAACUGAAACCAGGCACGGAAUUAUAAUAAUAGCGAACUAUUGGUCAAGAACAGCACAGCAACAUCCUCCAUUUUAAGGAGAGAAAUAAUUAAGCGCAUCUAGGCAUCAAUGGUUAGAUAUAGCAUAUUAAAAAACCAAAAUACAAUAUAUCACUAUGCCCAGCACUUUUUACAUUACAUGGCUGAGAAAACAGUGGGAUUACCACAAAGAAAAUGAUCCGUUGGUGAAAUUGCCUUUACCCAGUCAAAGAAUAAUCUGAAUCUAGUCCUAGUGAUUGGUGACCAUGACGAAUAAGCCAUGAAGUCGUGCUAUGCCAUAAUGAGAACAGAUGUCAGCCUCCACAUUCCUUUUAAAGUCAUACAGGUUGGAUCUCAGCCAUAGGUCCCAUGGCAUGCCAUGCAGAAGACAAGUCACAGCCGCUAACCUGUUGCACAGAGAAUGAAUCCUAGGCAUGUGGCCCACCGCAACCAUAUGAAAUCUAGAUCUGAGGAGUAGGGCCCCUACUGUGCUUUACAGACAAUGGAUCCUAGCAUGCUAAACAAAGGAUUAUCCAUGCCAUACAGAGAGUGAGCGUCAGUGGUGGUGUUCCUGCUAUACAAUAUGGAGACUGAAUCCCAGGUAUGGUUCCCCCACCAUGCCAUAUUGAAAAUGGAUCCAGCUUGUGGGAUUCAUGCCACACAAAAAAAAUGGAUAUCAGCGCUUUGGCUCCUGCUAUGUAAUAGAUGGAUGCCAAGGAAGACAUAAUACAGGUUCUAACUGUAGAACAUAGAAUGCAGAGAUUAAUUUCUAGCAAGUAAAAGGGGGCCCUUAAAAGUCAAUCUAAAAAAAAUGCCCCAAUAAAGGAUGAAAAACGUGCCAAGACUGAUUUAUGCAUUAAACCAAACCUGAUAAGAUGGAGUGAAUGUACCCUAAACAUGCACCUCAAUCUUCCACCCUUGCUGUGUCAACUCACGUCUGUGAGCCCGUUUGAAUUUGUGUUUCUCCUCUUCUUUCUCAAAGUAGAGUUAUUUUUGUUAAAACGGUUCUAUUUUGAUUAGUGAUACUAACACCUGUUGUGCAAUAAGACUGAACAUACCGGGGUGGAGAUGAUGUACUUGGACAUUUCAGGAAUCUAUCCCACAGAACCAUUUACCCCAAAGAUGAUGGGUCACAGUCAUCCCUCCUUAUGUCUUCCAAGUUCUUGCUUUAGUCUCCAGUCUCUACAGUCUUAGAGACUUUCUCCCCAUUGGACUUACCAACCUUCUCCACCAUCAUGUAGCCAUUGACUUCUGCUACUUUCUUGUAGGGUCCUUAAGCCUACAGAUGACAGGUUUCUUGAGCCUGGGGCCUUUAACUCAGUGGAAAAGAAAGACCAGCAAGUGCCUUGAGGACAGAGGGUGCCUGGCUAACUGUAGUGACACGAGUUGAAUAAUUCUUGUGAUUUCCCCCCCCCCCCUUUCUGUGGAUUCCAUUAAAUGUACACUGAAUCAAGGACCAAUCGCUUGGGGUGGUGAUGGGUGGGGUGCUGAAAUUUCUUUGCCAAUGGUGCAUUACAUUUUAAGCGGUCGAUGGCCUCACUAAAUUGUGUUGUUUUGUUUUUUUUUCUUUAGAAACAUUGUUCCCUUGCACUAGAACCUGAGCUUUUAAUGUGCUAUAUAGGUUCUGGAAGUUAAAUACACUACACGGUAUGGAAUUUGCAGAUCAUGCUCUGUCUGGAUGCUGAACACCCUUUACACCAAAGCCUUGUCCCAACACAAAGCCAUUAGAACAACCAGGAACACAACAUAUAUUGCUUUACAAGAAAGACAAUGAGGAUACACAAUCGGUCUGAGUACAUAAACAGUGGUGCUGAUUAAGGAUUCCGAAUCUUUAUAACUGUAUGGGGGCGGCUCAGUGGAAUAAACGGCCUGUUUUCUGGGGAGAAAUAACAAUGCCUAUAAGGGUCUGCUCUUCAAUCAGCCUUUUAUGGAGGAGACUAAUAAGAACCUGUACCCCUGAGACAAAAACAGCAAAUAGAGUUCUCCAUCUGAAGUCCUUCGUAAUGUGCUAUCUAGAUAAGACUCCAUAUGUAUUGCACGACUUGCACAAUCCUGUACAGCUUGGGAGAUGAAGAAUUGGAUACCCCUAUCUCUUGAGUUGAGAGGCUAUAGAUUUCUAUAUCACUAACAGGGAAAUUAUACCACCAUCAUGACAACCCUUCCAUCAGAAUACUCUAAAAUGAUACUAACAAAGAGUAAUUGUAGGUUUGUCAAUUGAAACCUCUAUUGCUCCAUCUCUUCUAUGUAAUAGCAGUCCUACUAAGAUGCACUCAGAAGCCCAGUCUUUGUGAAAAAUCCCUAAAUUGAACAGUGACUUUGCAGGGAGAUUCCCCAGUAGCAUUGUGUGUCUGUCAUGUCCUGUUAAAGCCUGGUGUUCAUGACAAUAAGAGAAUCCUACAGGGGAAGGAAGGAGGGGAAUACAUGGCAUUAGAGCACAAAUAGGUAUUUAUUGCAGGAAUAUAAGCAGAUUUUUUUUGUAUUGUGUUGUACAUAAGUUGUUUUAACUAAAAUGAUCUGUAAAUAAAAAAUAAAA
Messenger RNA from Pelobates cultripes (western spadefoot toad), 46648 nucleotides. Lineage: Eukaryota; Metazoa; Chordata; Amphibia; Anura; Pelobatidae. The record is from the annotation of a GenBank genome assembly.